Pelobates cultripes (western spadefoot toad) is the source of this 56559-nucleotide messenger RNA. The record is from the annotation of a GenBank genome assembly. NCBI's taxonomy places the organism in Eukaryota, Metazoa, Chordata, Amphibia, Anura, Pelobatidae.
AAACCAUCUCCUAUGCAAGGGGAGGAGCACUGACCAUCCCUGGAUCCCUGUGAGUGGAGGAGGAGGAGGGUGAGACACCUGCCUCAGUAAACAUACACGUCUCUCAGUCAAUCUCCCCUUCCACCUGGCAGGCUGUCCCCGCCUCUAUGCAGAAUACUGAGACAGAGAGAAGUGUGGCUGUGCAUGUCUUAGGAGGGAAGCACUGACUAUGGAGAUCCCCUGUACACACUGGCUGGACCCCAGAACCCCUCUCUUCCUGAUUUGCAUGGUGAGAAUGUGAUACCCUUUGUCAAUGUCUGCAUGUUCCCCCCACCUGGCAUGUAUUGUAUGUGCUUGGCACACUGUCAGACACUGCAUCUGCCUUACAUGGAGCACAGACAGCCUGACCUAAAUAUAUCUAUCUACCCAGGGCUUAACCAUGCAGAUCCAAUAGCUUACUGAGCUGCGACUGCUGUCUGAAAUGGCAACAACGUAUUUAUUAUACAUUGUCACUCCAACACAAAUUAACAGUCUCUGUAAUAUGUGCCCAGGGCAGGUCUGUUACUAUUCUUCCUUCCUUCCUGACUCACCUGUUCAGGUAACACAGGUAUACUAUAGGGAGGGCCCUUACUGGACUGCUACUGUAUAACCUGGUUCUGGGAUAUCUGUAAUUAUUAAUGCAAUACAAAUACUCAAUCAAUUGAAACUCGUAGUGAAAGCUGAACUCUAAUUUCUAUACAGGGUGUCUUACUGCCUAGAGGCAUAGUGUAUCCAUUUUUUAGGAGAAGCAUAUUCUAAUCUGUUUGAUAGCUAAACAUAUACUCCUGGUACUUGCCUAACCUAGAGAUAUAUAUAAAAUAUAUAUGUAAGAUUCAGUUUCACACAAAACAAAGAUAUAUUACUGGACACCACUUGUAUUGAGUGAGAGGGUAACUUGACCAUCAGAGCUACCGGCAUAGCAUUGGGGUGUGCACUUAAAGUAAAUGACUUACUAUAUACAAUUAUUUUACUCUAGCGAUGACCAGGUGUCAGAUAUAGUCAUUGUUUUUUUCUUCAAAAAGUAUAGUUAACAAGUAUCAGUUUUGGUUUAUAGUCGCUUAUAUUGGCUGUGAAGAUGUGACUCCUUUUAUGCUAAUUGCCCGUGAGAAUAAUUUGUUCAUUAUUAAAGGGGUCUGACAUUCAGCAUCUUGAUAAGUGAGCUUUUAGGUACCUUGGUAUACUGUUGGAUUGUGUUCAGUUACUCUGUACAACGCAUAAUUCCUUUUUAAUGUUUUCUUUUGGACUAUAUGAAACCUUGAUUUUCAAUAGCUGCAGAUCUUGUAUCUGCAGCAACUGCAAACCUUCUCAAAUUUACCAUGACAUAGAAUUUCCCUUCUGUGCUUCUCAUUGAGAAUCCUUGUAGGCCACUUGCUUGUGCAUGCCCCUGUCCAAUCACAGACUUCUCGGAGUCCAUUAAGAAGUCUUUUAAAGGCUGGAGCGCAGAAAACACUGGUCCUGAUUUCCCAGUGUGAUGUUCCCCAUUUUUAAUUUAUUUAUUUUUAAAAUGAAGAAACAAAGGUAUUGCAAUUGUAUUUAUCUAGGAGAGUCAUGCAGUAUUCAUUUGACGUUCUCCAUAUGAUUCUGACCAAUAUUUACAUCUCAAUGAAUAAGCAGAGCUAAACCUCACUCCAUCAAUUCCUCUUUAAAAUUAGUGAUGUUUUUAUAUAUAUAUUUUUUUUAAUAUAUAUUUAUAUUUGGACUACCUGUACCAUAACUGCAGAGUCGGUUAUCCAGCUUCAGUGCUGCUCUUGUCUGUGAAAUAUCCUUUUGAAAAUAAAACACGUGUGAAAAACACAAAAAUGAAAUAUAACUGACAGAAUAGAUUGAGGUUGGUGCUGAAAUGGUUAAAUGAAAAGUGUCAAAAUGCUCUUAGUUAAAUAUUCAUGGGGAAUUUACUUUCUACAAAUAUAUACAUUUGUGUUUCAGUUUUAUAUUUUGGGGCUACUUUUAAAGUGGUAAUCUCAGCGUACCAAAUUUUGCAGAGGUCUAGCCUAAAAAAAUACAAUUUACUCAUUGCAAUAUUAGUUCUAUAAUUUCCCCAAAAUUAUAGAAAUGCUAGACAUGUUGGCCAUUUUUAUAAUCAGGUGAAUCUAUUGUGAGUUGUUUUUUUUUAAUUGUAUUUGUUUUGUGGAAAUUAUUAAAUGCAAAACUGAGGAAACAUAUUUUUUCUUAAAGGGAUGCUAUAGUGCCAGGAAUACAAUGCCGUUUUCCUAGCACUAUAGGUUUAAUAAGUCCCCCCUUCCCUCGCACUCCCCCUCCCGCGCAGCUGAAGGGUUAAAACCCCUUCAGUCACUUACCUGAAUCAAGUGCCGAUGUCCCUUCGGUGCUGGGUCAGGCUCCGCCCAGGCUCCUCCCCUGCCGCCGUUAGCCAACGGGGGAGAACUAAUGUGCAUGCGCGGAAAUGGCCGCGUACACAUUAGACUUCCCUAUUGGAAAGCAUUAUUAAAUCUUGUCUUUUCCCAUCAAUUGUCACAUUCCAUAUCAGAUAGUAAAACGCAAGGGCAGCAGAGAUUAAUCAAUAUCUGUGUUUUACUAUGUUUUGCUUUUUCUGUAUGCGUGCAUGUAUACACUCAUCCAGAAUUAAUCUUGAAUUCCAAUAUAACUCCAAGCUAUGUAUAGGAAGUUUUUCAUAAGGGUUACAUUUUUAUGAAAAAUCAGGAGUGACAGUUCUACAUUUAAAAGUAAGGUGCCUUGUAGAGAGAUUGGCACUGUUUUGGCACCCUUAAUGAAUAUACAAAUAGCAACAUUUGGUGACUAUGCUUAGGCACCUGUAAGGAGGAGAUAUGUGUAGAGAAAAUUGUCUUAUAGUAUAUCCAACAAAACAGCCCUUGUUGCUUUAGAAAGACUGAGCACCAUUAGGCAGACUUAUAUGGUGUUGUACAGGUAUUAGGUCAUUCAUUCCAGUAGAUAGCAUGAUCCUGAGAACACAUACUUUAUAGUAGUUAAGAGAGCAGUCUGUUGAGUCAGACAAGGGUGUUGGUGAACGAUAAGAUAAAUAUUAACAAGAGGAAUAAUAAAGUCAUAUAAGCCAUGUAACGAUACAUUGCCCUGUAAUUGUAAAUGGAAAAUAAAGCAAACACAUUGAACCAUGGCUCAGAAUUGCAAGUUCUGUAAGUAGGGGGUGCUUCUUCUUUGCCACUAGCCCAACUGCCCAUGCCGGUAGCCCAGUUAAUUUCUUAUGCUACCGUAACGAUCCCUUCCUGAGGCCCCUAUCACAAUCUUUUAAUGGCAGAAGCCUAGCCCCUCUCCUUUGCGACAAGCACAAAUCGACCCCUGUGCCAUUAGCACCAUCCCUCCUCUGUGCCACUAGAAAAAAACCCACAUGACUGGAGCCCAGGUUUUCACUCUGCACUACUGCAAUCCCCAUGUCCCGUCCCUCCCAUGUGCCAGUAAUUACUGAUGUACUUUGGUGUUAGUGUGGCUAGCUAAAGAUUCCAUACAUGUUACUGUGAUCAGAACAAUACAGCACUCACAUGGCUAGCAAUUUAUUGAUACAUGAUGCGAAUCCUAAAAUUCACCAACUCAUUCAUGCUGAAGAUUCUUUUUCCAGUUUAUCCAUUUGACCUUCUUUUUGCAAGUAGGGUCUUAACUCGCUUAUUUUUGUUCUUUACAUUUUUUUUAAUUGUUUUAAAUAAUAGAAGAAUAUCAUGGGUGUCGGAGUUCCAUUUCCAAACACCCUUAAUUUUUUUUUAUUUAGAAAAAGAAAACUAAAUGUGAUGAUAAAGUAAAACAAUAUUUAAUUUACACGAUAUGUAAAAAAAUACUUUUUGUUAUGGUGCCUAAACUGUCCCUUUAACUAAUACAACAUUCAUACUAUCUGUACUAUAGUUGGUUCUGAAUGAAAUGUUCAAAAUAAAGUUAAUAAGAAUCCGGAAAAUAUUGCAGAUGAGGAUUUUAUGUUUAUGUUUCAACAAAAUGUAUACUUUGGGAAGCACAUUUGUAACAUAUUUCAAAAGGGAUUUUUUUUUUUUUUUUUAAACAAUAAAUAAAUAUUAUUAGUUCCUACCAAACUGAAACAUAAUUAGUUUUUGCUUAAAAAAUACAAAGCUAUAAAUGAGGGACAAGUUAUCAAUAUUCUGAUCUUUGACGGCAAAGUUUAUGUAAAGUCACUGGCUAAUAGUGAGCAGCUAAAAUUGAAGAUUAUGCUAGCUUUAGUGUACUAAUAAUCUUAAUUUUAAUAAGGACAGGAGGCGAGUAUUUUGCAUUAACUCUCUUUACUAAACUCCACAGCAGUAAAGAAAAACGUAAAGAGUAACAAAUAAAUCACUGAGCAGCAUAGUAUAUAAGGGUCAUGCUGCCUGUACACUUCCUCUUUCUUAAAGCGACAUCCAAGUCCAGAUAGAGCUCGAACAUCCAGAAACUCAACGAAACAGUAACUGCGGUCUCUGGCGAGCGGAACUUGAGGAGACUCCUGGUAACGAGAUAGGAGGAAAGACCAAACAAAGCCGUCAUCCCAUCUUACGGAGUUGUGAGGUUAACGAACCAUCGACCAGUGGAGGUCCUGAAGAGGGUUACACUGAAAGGAGAGUAUAAAAUCGGUUAGGUACUGAACCGUAACUGUUCAUGCCUGUGGGCUUUAACAGAAUGGUGUAAAUUAAACAGUACAGACAGAUUGUAAACUGGCCAUAGGAUAAAUAUGUGUUAGGUGUAAGCAUGUUGUACAACUAAACUGUCCGUCUAGGUGGAAACACUGGGGAUAGAGAUGGAAGGGAUACCGAAUAUGUCCAGAAGAUAGUGGAACUACUAAUAUGAAUCCCAAAGUCCAUCACCUUAAGAUCCACUCCCCCGAGGAGUCAGGGUAGGGAACAAAAGGGAGGGAAAAUACUCGCCUCCUGUCCUUAUUAAAAUUAAGAUUAUUAGUACACUAAAGCUAGCAUAAUCUUCAAUUUUAUAACAUGACAGGAGGCUUCCUAUUUUGCAAUUUUAACGCUGAAGAAGUGACAUCCCAGCAGAAGGGGGAGUGCGAAAAUAAAAUGUACGGAAAGUGGAUUCCCUAGACCAGUCCGCCGUUCGGAGAAUAUCCGAGAGGGACGCCCCUGCCAGGAAGGCUGAUGAAGCCGUCGCACCGCGAACGGAGUGGGCGCCGAACGCGGGAUCUAUACCUGCGAGGGAAAGGAUCCAGCGUAUUCAUUGGGCCAGUGUGGUGACCGAGACUGGGGCGUGAGGGCGCACGUAGGAGACUAGGAGUUGGCCCGACGUAGAGGAUCGGAGUGAGGAGGUAACGGAAACAUACCUGCGAAGGGUGGACACGACACAGAGUUGCGGGUCGUCGGGGGAAAAAGGGGUAGAAGACCGAAGUCGAACCCGACCUAGUGCGGCGGGAAAUGUGGAACGUGACCCCUUCCGGGGCCACCUCGAAAGCGUCCACGUCGAAGGCCCUAACAUCCGAAACCCGUCGGAAAGAUACUAGACAAAGGAGAAAGCGCACUUAGCGGAUAGUUGGCGUAGGGAGAGGCGGUCAUUCGGAAGCCAAUCCCUGAAAAAACGGAGAACCAGUCCCACAUCCCAUAGGUGAGGGUAUCUGGGGGCCGGGGGGCGGCGGAGCCGCAUACCACGGAGUAGACGGCAGACCAGAGGGUCUUUGCCGACCGGGAGAUCCCCGACGGGGGUGUGAGCCGCUGAAAUCGCGGAGCAAACGACGUUGACCGAACGGUAAGAGCGGCCAGAUGAAAACAAGGAGGAAAGAAAAUUAAGAAUCAUGGGAAUAGGUGCAGUAAAGGGAUCGGAGUCCCGUUCCAUGCACCAAGUAGACCCGGAGGCCCAAGCUGAAAGGUAACAGCGUCUAGUUCCCGGGGCCCAUGAGUCCCAUAAGAGGUCCCUAGCAGUCUGCGAUAGUCCGCUGACUCGCCAGGAACCCCGGAAAGAGACCAAGCCACCAGGGGUAGCCGGUCUUCCAGGAGUAGUGGGUGGAGAUACCCUUUGGGAUCCGUGAGCAGGUCCGGGAAGUAUGGAAGGAGGAGAGGGUCCCUGUAGGAGGAGGCCAGGAGGUCCGGGAACCAUAGUUGGCUCUGCCACAAGGGCGUUAUGACAACCAGUUUGAUCUGUUGCGUCCGCAUCUGGUGUAGUGUUCUCGCAAUCAUGGAGAAUGGGGGAAAGGCGUAGGCUCCUGUCAUCGGCCAUUGUUGGAGAAAUGCGUCUGUCGCCUUGCUCUCCGGGUCCGGGAGCCAGCUGAAGAACUCCGGGGUCUGGUGAUUGUUGCGAGGGGCAAUAGUCGAAGAUGUCCCUUGUGAUAUCCGACAGUAGGCGUGAGCGAGCGCCUCCCAGAUGGUUGAUGUACUGGACUGCGGAGACAUUGUCCAUGCGCAGGAGGAUGCAGCAGUUGGAUCUUUCCCGGGCCAGGCUGCGGGUCGCAAAGGAUCCCGCCAGGAGUUCGAGACAAUUGAUGUGCAUGGAGAGCUCCUGUGCCGUCCAUGUCCCUCCCGUGGAGAUGGUUCCGUUGGUGGCACCCCAUCCCCACAGGCUGGCGUCUGAUUCCAAUACGAAGUCUGGAGUGUCUCCGAAUAUGGCCUUGCCGUUCCAGGCUUGCAUGCUGUCCAGCCACCAUGAUAGUUCUUCGCGAACCUCCGUCGUCACCGGGACGGGUUGGUCGUAAGUAGGUCUGUGGCGUAGGUAUUUCGCCUUGAGACGUUGCAUGGCCCUGUAGUGGAGGGGACCUGGAAAUAUGGCUUGAAUGGGAGCAGAGAGGAGACCUACAAUCCUGUCCAGGUUGCGUAGUGGAAUGGAGUCGAGACGGAGAACCCUGCGAAUCUCCUUGCGAAUGGCUGUCAUCUUUGAGGCUGGUAGUCUCAGAGUGCAUGUCGUCGAGUCGAUCUCGAAGCCGAGGAAUUGUAUCGUCUGAGUAGGGGUCAGUUCCGAUUUGGGUUGGUUUACCACGAAACCCAGAGAUUCCAGUAGGGACACUGCCAAGUGAGUGUGUUGGCGUAGUCUGUGUUCGUCGGAGCAGAAAAGGAGAAGGUCGUCUAAGUAGAUGAUGUAUCGACUGCCCCUGGAUCUCAGGUGGGCCACCACUGGUUUUAGAAGCUUGGUGAAGCACCAUGGGGCUGAGCUGAGCCCGAAAGGGAGGCAAGUGAAUUGCCCAGGGCGUCCGUGCCAGAGGAAACGUAGGAGUGCUCGACAGUCCGGGUGCACCGGGACUGACAGAUAUGCAUCUUUCAAAUCGAGCCUGGUGAACCAGUCGUUGCUUCGAAGAAGGUCUCGCAGGAGGUGGAUGCCCUCCAUCUUGAAGUGGCGAUAGACCACAUGUGCGUUGAGGGCGCGUAGAUUGAUGACCGGUCGGUAUUCUCCUGACUUUUUCCGAACCAGGAAGAUGUUGCUGAAGUAACCACCCUCGUCGUGGGCCGGCUGGAUGGCCCCUUUGUCUCGGAGCUCGCGUAGCUCCGCGUUGACGAGGUUGUGGUCGGAGGACGACAUGUGGAUGGGGCGAGGGGGCUGAACCUGAAAGGGGGUCCCCACUAGGUCUAUGAUAUAUCCCUGUACUGUUUGUAGGAUCCAUGUGUCUGAGCAUAGGGCGGCCCAAUUCUGGAAAGAAAGGGAAAUACGGCCCGCAGUGCGGGUGCAUGGUAACAGUGGAGGAAUAUGGGUCCUUACCUGCAGCAAAGCGGGAACGCCCGCGUCCGCGGGGUCCACGACCUCUAUCCGAGCCUCUGGAAAAGGGUUGCUGCCGAUAGUCCCUUGUCGGGUAGGACGGUGUUGGUUGGGUGCUGGGGCCUGAAGGCCAAAAGCGGCUGGCGGCACGGCCCCGCUGCCGGCCAGCCCUUCCAAAAACCCCUCUGGUAGGGUUGCUCCUGAAAACUCUGCGCAUAGAGGAUUGCGCCUUAUUAAGGGAGGUGAACACGUUUACGUGUUUAUUGAGUUCCUUGAGGAACGGUUUGCCAAAUAGUUUUCCUUGUGCCUGGGGCCCAAUCUCCUUUGUGCCAAGGUCUGCCAAUUUACCGUUAAUACGGUAUAACGCUGCUUUUCGUCUCUCCGAAGAGAGCGUAACAUUAGUGUUUCCAAUGAAACAAAACACCGUUGUGCCCAUUCACGAACGUCAUGUGCCCAUUCCCUGAUGUCCUCGGCAGAGAAGAGCAGGCCUCGGCUUCCUAGGGCGAGGGUCUCUACCACUGGCAUCAUGAAGGUCGACAUGACCUUGUCCUGAGCGACCUUAUCCGGCAGGGAAGGGCGUGGGCAUUCAGACCUGAGUCGGCUGCGGACCUCCUUCUCCAGAGGUUUGCGGAGCCACAGGUGCAUAAACCUGGAAAGGUGUUCUGGAGGUGACCAGUCACCCGAUCUGGGGUGCCAUAUGUUGCGGGGGUCGAACAUCGCCUGACCUGAGGGGUCCAAAAUGGUGUCUGAUUCUAGAGGAGGUUCUGCGUCCGCAGUGUCCUCAACACCUCCAGUCUGGGCAGCACCCAGGAGGGUCUCCCGCAUGAAAGCGGAGACAGAUUUCUCGUCCGAGCCCCAUGCGUCGUAGUCCGACUCACAAGCGUCAGCUUGCCAUUCAUCCAGCACUGACAUGGACUGGGCAGGGCCCUGCUCUUCAUCUGAAGAGUACUCCUGACGCGGGGCCGGGGUGUGUAGUUUGGCAGAUUUGCGCUUGGCAGGUGCCUUACCCUUAGGCGGUUUGGGUGCAUAAUCCUCGCCUUUGUCAUGGCGCUUUUUAGGGCGGGAGUCAUCCCUUGUCUGAUAGUCGGACAAGUCGGAAUCCGAUUCGUGGCGUGUACGUCUGCGGGUUUUUGGUACGUCAGGAGCCGGAGCUCGGGCCUUGGAGAGUGCCUUCUCCACAGAGGCAGCGACAGCUGCGUUAAUCAUAGCCUGGAAGUCCACAGGGACGUUCUGGGAAACUUCCAUGUUAGGGUAGGCUGAUACGUCACUGAAAGGCACAGCAAUAAACGGGCACCCAGGUCUUGAUAAUAGGCGUAGGGUCAGAUUUGAUAGUAUGGUGGGACCAAGCCCAGAAUAACCCCAGCAGGGUAUAGUAGUGACCUUAUAAACUGGGGCUCACCCAGUUAGAGAGAACUGCAACAGCUAGUCUCCCAGUAAGCAGCGUAUUUAUAGUGGGGGCUCACCCCGGUUGCACAGGGUUGGGACCCUUAAGUGCAGGUCACAGUAAUAAACAGGCAGCAGCACUGACCUGACUGACCCAGCCACAGGAUAUAGCUUGAUAGAAGCAGAUGAGGCACAGAGGCUGAGUAGCAGAGUGAUAGCAGCUAGAUGGAGUGCUGAGCAGGUAAUCCUUCAGUCACAGUGUGAGACACAAAAGGUGUGAAAAACAGCAAUGCAGAGGUAACAGCAAGUUAGCACAGCCACACUGAGUCCCCAAUGAGAUGCACGAGGCAAAACUAAGGUGGCCGCGGGAAUCUUGCGAUGUCCGCGAUCCAAAAUGGCGGCCGCGAGGUAGGCCGCAAGCCGGGGACUAAAUUUUGAGGCAGGCCGGCGCGAAAACGGCCGCGAACGAUUCCGGCCGCAAGGAGGGAGCCCAGGAGGGCACUCCAGGUUAGGGGGGCAGUGGGGGGACCUGGGGAGACUGAGGGGAGGCCCAGGGAAGGUCCCAAAAUAAACAGAGGGCAGAUAAGAGUAUAGAAACCCACAGAGAGCCCCUAGUCCCACAGCCCAGUACAGAACAGAAAUAAAAGGGAAUAAAUUAAAGUAAUAAUAGUGAUAAUAACAAUAGAAUGGAACAAAUAGAUAAUGACAAUAAAUGUAUAAAUGUAUAAAGCUCCAGAGGAGCAGAUAUUCUGACCUGUCUGCGAUGGAGCAGUAAAGAAAGAGGAAGUGUACAGGCAGCAUGACCCUUAUAUACUAUGCUGCUCAGUGAUUUAUUUGUUACUCUUUACGUUUUUCUUUACUGCUGUGGAGUUUAGUAAAGAGAGUUAAUGCAAAAUACUCGCCUCCUGUCAUGUUAUAAAAUUGAUGCAGAUGAGACCAGCAGUACGGAGUUCGUGAACACUCCCUACACACACCUUGUGUACGCCUAUCUUAUUACCAGCAUUAAAGUAGAAAAUCAGUAAUGGGGAAUGCAAUUUAAACAGCUUAACAUUUAACCUUUACAGUGCCUGAGGGUCAUAUAUUAUCUCACCCUCGAAUGCAAAGGAUUCAUUGUCUCGUUAAGCAAUCCAAUAGCAUAUUAAAACAGACCGAAUUAAAAUUGCUUUCUCUCUCCAGGUUCCAUUGCUGUGUUUCGCGAAGGAGACCACAUGCAUUUCAAAAGAAACCAAGCAACCAUUUUUGUAUGAGGAUUUUGUGAGGCUUCACAACUUGCCAAAAUACGCUGCUGACUCAGACAUUUCUGUGGAAUACAUGUGCACCAGGCCUUGCACGAUCCACGUCGAUAUCAUGGCUUCGUCUGAAUUCAAGACAGGAAUUCUAGUGUUCAAAAAGCGUUGGAAAAACAAAAAAUAUCUCAGAGCGACGCGGACACGUACAGUGAGCUUGGUGUUUCCGAGCAUCACGGUUUAUCGUACUGACUAUUUUUCCAAAAACUCCAUUGAUGUAUAUUACUCGGUUGUCAGAGCCUGGGUGGUGCACAAUGACAAUGUAAGAGCAGGUGCAAAAUACAGCGAAAGUAUUUUAAACGCGACAGCGAAAACCUUUGCUGUGUUAGAACAAAUUCCACUUCUUCAACGUCCUUACAGAAACCACCAGAUAUGUUUAUCAUGGUAUUUUGAAGUUACAUGGAUGAAAAGAGAACACUCAUUUUUUACCUGCCCAUAUGAAACUGGUGGGUAUGAAAAGAACAUCAAUUUUAUGCAAACAAUAAUGUAUUUGUUCCUGGAGUGAUUUUUUAUUAACUUUGCAAUAAAAUGUAUAAAGAUCAAUUUGAGACAAAGUUUUAAGGUGGAGUAAUCCCUUUAGAAAACAAGACUAUUUCUGCUGAUAGCUUCACUUAAAGAACAUUUCUCCAUAAUUGUUCUUUCUCUAUAAGCACCAGUGUGCCUUUAAGCGGAUUUGACAUCUGUAAAAUUGAGGUUAUGUAUAAAGAGAUAUUCAGUGGAGUCUUUACCAUAGACAUACCAUUAGUUUCCAUAGUCAUUUGUCCACUUUAAAAAACUUCCCCCUGUAAUUGUUUUUCUUGGUGAACAUUUAGAACAUUGCUCAGUAACUUUCUACAUAUACAUGAAAUGCAUGGAUUGCAAAGUCCACUUAGGGGCAGCAGAUGUAUUAAACAUUGAUUCCUUUACCUAAAGGUUACUACCAACUAAAUCUAUCGUUCUGCAUUCCUGCACUUUCAUUAUGCAGACGGCACCAUCACAGCUUGCCACACCUGCAUCAGCAUGCAAUACAGUGCUUCCCAUAUAAUCCACAUGUUGCAGGUAAAAAACAAAGUCCCUCUGUGUGCGCGUUUUAGGGACUUUGUUUUUUUUUGGGCCGCAACAUGUGGAUUAUAAUUGUUCUUUAGUUUGUGUUGGCUUUUAUAAAAUGUUGCCUAUUUUAUGUGACAGACGAUUUAGACAUGUGUAUUGUUAGAUUUUUAUUACAGUGCAAUGCUAUGCGAGAUGCCAUCACCCCACAUAUAUUUUGGGGUAUACUCUGUAAGGGGUGAUGGUGCUAUUUUAUAGAUGGAGUGGGGACAUUGUUCCUCUUGUGUACCAGAUGAACUUGCAAUUCCUUUGACACUAUUUAGCAGGAUGAUGUUAUUAUGGUUGGUACUAUGUAGAACUAGGGGAACCUUGUUGUAUUUUCUCAAAGAUAUUUGCUAUUUUAUCUUGGUAUGAAUGAUUCUCUGAUAAAAAAAAAAAAAAGCUUUCAUUUCGCCAUGUUCUCACUAGAUAAAUAUACCAAGAUAUUAUAGAAUGGUGCAUCACAUCAAGUGAUACUGUAAUGCAUAGGGUUGAUUUGGGUUGGUUAUCUUCAUUCAUUUAUCUCUUUAGAUGCAGUGAAAGUGCUUGAUUUUCCACUUGCAUCCAGCAGUGAGCACAAUGGCAUUAUCAUGAUGUUCAAUAGAUUUAGGAACAGGGAGCUGGAGUUAAGAAGACAGCAGCUCACGGACAAUAAUGCAAAGUAAGGAAUUCCAUAUUCAAUCUGUUUCUCUUUCCAAACUGACUUUUAUCCUAAAGUUUGCAACUCAAGUGUAAACUCACUUCCCAGCGAAUUAACCCCCUAUUGAUAACUCCAAACCACGAUAGCAGCUCAACGUGCUCACUCUCUUUUUGUAAAGUGACAAUCAGACAGGUGAAAGGGUGCUUUUCCUGAUCACUUACUCAGUGAUCACAAAUUCAGUGCUUCUCUUUGACAAGUAUUGUCAGAUGCGGCUGUGUCCCAAUUUUUCCAUAUGUGAAGCAUCAGAUAAGAUUGGUAGAUCAGCAGUCUUAUUGAUCUUCCAGAGAACGGAACAGAAUUGAGGCAAAAGCCUUCUCACUAAAGUUUAGAAAUAUAUAUAUAUAUUUUUUUUUUUACAGGAGGUUUGGGGCAAAGGAAACUCCCCAGCAGUGCAGCAUUAUAAACAAAUGUAUUUUAUAUGAGUCUCUAGUGUUCCUUUAAUAUUAGUGCCCGGUAUCGUUUUUGUCACAUAUUUACAUUUGUUUCUCUUUCCAGGGAAGAGAAAGAGCUUAGUCCAAAUUGUGUUUUCAUUAAAUGCAUACUGCACAUACAAUACAGCAAAAAUUAACACAGUAGCCUUUAAAGGAACACUAUACCAUUAGGAAUGCAAUCCUGUAUUCCUAACGCUAUAGUGCCCCUGUCCCUACUUAUUUGCAGGUUCGCCUUCACAUGUCCAAUAAAAGUUAAUAAAUAAUUAAUAAAACUUCCACUCGCAAUUUUUCAGUGCAAAGGCUUCUUCCGUGCUGCUCACCUCUCCACUUCCUGUAACAUCAUUAAGGAGGCAUGGCCUCAUCCAGCAAUAGUCCAAUCCAAUGCUCCUCAUCGAGAAGCAUUGUUGACCUGAUGCGCAUGUACGGCAAGUGCCACGUGCGCAUCCAAGCUUCCCCGUAGGAAGGUAUAGUAUUCAAUGCGUUCCUGUAAACUUACGCAUCACGUGACCUAGUUUUAGUCAGUCAGUGCAGCAGAAGCGCUUCUGCUGGCUGUCAGGAAGAUUUAACUCUGCAAUGUUAACUUUAAACUUUAUAACAAAAUGUAAUGAUUUACAUUGCAGGGUUAAAAGGACAGGGGCACUGAACCCAGACCCCUUCAAUGAGAUGAAGUGGUCUGGGUGACUUUCGUGUCCCUUUAUCUGAAAGUUCCACCUGCCUGACUCAUAGGUCUUAGGUGCUGUCCUAUAGCUGCAAUGAUCUUUGCAAAUUCUUGCAGCUAUAAUGUAGUGUGAGAGCUGAAUGUAGGUACAAGGUACUAUGACAAUCAUGCACAUUUAUUAUAGUGCUAAGACCCAUUAAUCUGCUCAUUAUUUAUGUUUUCGGCCUGCAUACCCAUUCCGUUAUAGUACAAAUUAAGACAUAUAUUUCAUGAAAUAAAUAAAAUUGUCACAUGUCAAUUGUCAUGUUAAUUAAAUUUAUUUUGGUUUUCUUUUUUUGUGUGCAGAUUUACAUUUUCAGCCUGGAUCUUUUUGUUAGAUUUUUGCCCUAGCAAGGAAUGUGGAAUCAUCCACCAUGUUGAUUCUAAAAAGAUGUACACCACCCCCUUGUUGUUUCUAAAUCAAAAAGGCAAGUAAACGAUUAUUUUUAAAGCUGGAUGUGUGUGAUAACCAUGAUCUCUUUUUUUUUUUUUUUAAACUGAAAAUGUUUCACUUACACUACUCUUGGAGCAAUACGUGUUUUUAUUAUAUAAUGUUUAAAUUAGAUAACAACCUUCUUAGCACUACAAAUAUUUCUAUGAAGCUUCAGUGUCACUGAUUAAUUCAUUUCUGAACUAUUGCAUGGGAUUUUUGAUGUUCCAGCAGUGCAAAUAUAUUUGUGGAAUAUAGUUUAAAAAGUUGAGACUAUCUUCUACAUGUGUUCUAAUUAUUCAGUGAGUUCUUUUGGGCUCAUGGAGUGCAAACAAUUUGUCCACUUUAAUUCCACCAUAAUAAGUUUCUUAUGUUUUUAGCAUGAUUACUCAAAAGUAAAAUUCACUCUAAUUCCAUGUUGAGCCUCUCUCCCACUCGUUUUUGGGGAUACCAGGUACAAUUCCACAUAAAGUGCAGUGUGAGCAAUUCCUUAGCAUUCUAUCAAUUUGGCUGUCAGAUACGCCACGUUGGCACACCCCUUUGCGCUUGUGUAAUUUGCAUGCCCUCAUGCUGAUCCUGCCUAUUCCCACAUUGGUAACUCACAUGCCAGUAUUGAUAAGUACACUAACAGCAAACUUUUAGCUGGACAUUAGGAUGUACUAUUACUUUCAAAGUGCCAGUUCCUGUUUUAAGAAACACUGUUGCAAACUGCCUGAUUGUGUUUUAUGCAAUUCCUGCAAAAAUGUAAUAUUCAGUUGAAAUACAAUUGUUGAAGAGAAUUAACAAUACAUUGAUAAUCAACAACAAAAGCUACAAGGAAUACAGAGAUAAUAUCUGAUUACAGAACAAAUUUAAAGCAUUACUCCAACCACCAUGACUACCUCAAUGAUUUGAAUUUGUAAUGGCGGUACGAGUCAGUAUGCGCAGUGUUUCUGCUUGAAACAUAGCACAUACAGAGAUAUUGUUAUUGUGUAGUUGCACCCCACCACACAUGACUUAGGCAGCUAAAAAACAUUUUUUCCGGGCUGCCUAAUGUCAAUAUUGUGCAUAUUUAACGUCUGUCAUCAGCGCAGCUGCACACUGCUGACAGCUGUGAAAAUCUUACCCUUGCAAGUCUGAGUGCCUGAAAGUGGAAGCUAACUGUCCCUUACCAUCCACCAAUCCACAUUGCGCUCCCUCCCCCUCGCUCUGUGCACGCAUGCACUCUGAGCCGGGGAAAUGGUCGAAUCACAGGCUUCUCGUAGAGUGAAACCUUUUAUUUGUAGGAAUUACUGGAAAUUGAGAGGGGGGGCCUCCCCCUCUCAAAAGUGUUAUAGUAACCCUUUAAAGCAAAGAAAUAUAUUUAUUUAAUCUAUCGAACAAAUGUGCAGUAAAUGUUAUGCAGUUUAUUUAAAAACGUGUAAUGGUAUUUAUCUAUUCUUCUAUUGUACCAGGUCAAGUUCAUGUCCAGGUACAACUUGUUACUGGAGUCGAUGUAGCCAUGUUGGCCAAUCUCCAGAUUCCUCUCUAUAAGUGGUUUCGGCUUGACAUGACCGUUUACGGAAGAAAGGUAUUGCAUUGUCUUGUGUUUUUAUUAAUCCGUAAUAACUACUUUUUAUAUUUUAGUUUAUUUAGUUUCACUAAUAUAUUCUUUUUUUAUAUAUAUAUAUAUAUAUAUAUAUAUAUAUAUUUUUUAAAUCCAUUUUCAUGCCAAACACUUUGCAAUGUUCCCCUGAGUAAAUGAUAAUAUAUUUAAUACUACUAGUCUAUUGCCUGGUUUGCCAAACUUCCUUUUACAUAUCAGAGCUGAAUAUGAUAUUCUCAGCCACAAUAUGGAAAAGAGGUAUCUCCUGGGGGCUUUAACCCCUCCAUACAUAUACAUAUGUAUUAUGAUAGUUAUAGCACCUCAAUUGUCAUGAAGGAGUUAAUAGGAUUUAAAGGCGUGAUGCAUUCACCACCAGUGGCAACAGACUGAUUCUCCACCCCUUGUAAGGGUUUAACACUUGAUCCUUUGCUGGUAAGAGGGAGGAGUGCAUGCAUUUGCACAGGUACAAAGUAUACUAUAGUAGUGCAAAGCCCCUACCUUGAAUAGGGACACAGAGUUUUCUUUUCCCUUACAUCUCUGGUCAGAAAUAUAAACCUAUUUGUACAUUUACAGAUCAACUGUAUCUGUCAUAAGGUCGAUUUGUUAUGCAAAAAAAAAAAAUUCUGUCUUUACUGAGCUGGCCAAAUUGUAAGAAUUUGCAAUAUUAACAGGUCAAGCUGAAAUAAUCUUUACAUGCUAGCAUUUCUCAGUGUCUAGAGAGGUUACCUGCACACUAGGCAUUGUGGGAUGCUGCACAAAAGAGGAAAGCACCUGUUAUCUGCUUGAAUCAAUUAUUAAAGCAAUUAGGGUAGAUGUGGAAAAUAGCUUUAAAUAAAAAUAGCUCUAAAUCUACAUUUUUUGGAAAUGUCUCCAGCAUAAUGUGUAGAUUAACUUUCUAUAAUUACCUGAAGGGGAUGUCUGCAGUUACACAUGUGGCAUGUCACAGGUCAUGUUACACAGACAUGGAUAAUCAGGGGACAUUCCUUUAAGCAUUUACUACAUUUUUAAAAUGUGGCUUGUUUAAACAUCUUACUCCUUUUAUUAUUUUUUUUCCCCCCUUUAAUGUAUUUCUAUUCUCUUUUUGACUCUUUUUAGAUAAUGUUGGCAACACAUAUCGGAACAGACCUGCAACGUAACGGUCAUCAAACCUUCAAGUAAGAAACCAAUAAUUAGUUACAUGUUAUUUUUCAACAAAUUUACAAAUAAGUGUAUUAAUGUAUUACCAGGAGACCUACCCUGCUCUCUAGACUGCUACCUGAAGGAGACACAGUGGCCAAGAACUGAAUAGGGAGCCAUGCGACAGGGCAGUGUAGGGGUAGAAAAGUGCAGCACACAUAAAUACAUAACUAACAAUUAAAUAUUGGAUUUCAAGGCCUCUAUAUUGCCCCUUAAUAAAAGGUGAGGGGACCCCAUAGCCUGCCGCUCUGUUUCACAAUGGUCCGCAUGUGGUUGACUACUGGUGGUGGGGGAGGGUUUUCAUUAUUGUGUUCUGCACGCAGGUGGAUGAAAUCAGGAGCACAAUCAUACAAUAUUUCUAUACAAAGUAUAGAUUUAAUUUCAAACUUCAACAGCUGGUGUUAUUAUUAAAGAUAGUGUCACUUCCCAGGAUUUUUAACUUUAUCUUUAGUUAUACAUCGUUAGCGUUAUUCACUUAAUAAUAAUAAUUCAAAGUUAAUUUUUAAAUUUAACGUCAAACUAAGUUUGCUCUGCUUUCCAUUCCACUGCACUGCCCUUCAAUUUGAAAUUCACAUUGAAUUCACCUUAAAUUCUCACUUAAGUAAAUAACCUUGUAUAUUUACAAAAAUAUGUGUUUGUGACAAAGCACAAUUAAAUCUACAAAUCUGUACAUUCAUCCUGGACUAGAGUGCCUCCAUCUUGGCUUUUCUGUCAUCAUGUGCCCUAGCUGUGCCCUGAUCACGCUGGAUUGUGACGUGAAUUACUCAAUUUUUCAAUUACAUUUAAAAGAAAACAGAAAAGAGCCAGACUAAUGGUCCAAAAUAUACCAAGCAAUACAUUCUAGAGAUUAAUGCGGGGAUGUUGGAACAUUGCUACACAUCUGGUGGUCAAAACCGAAAAUCUAAACUUACUGGGACAGGGUAACCAACCUACUUUCAGCAGUAACAAAUAACAUACAUGCCCCUUCAGAAACUUUUAUAUUAUUGCUCUUUCCAAGUCAGCUGUCUAACACAGUAAAAAUAAAUAAAUAACAUACUAAGUGCUAAUUGCGGAUCUGUUACUGAUAGUCAGACACUGGGCAUCACAACUGAUCCCAUCCUGCAGAGAUAUGAUACAUUAAAUACCGAUUAACUGCUCGUAUGAAAAAAUAGCAACAACUCCAUAACAAUACGGCCACAAAAGAAGCAUGCAAGUUGUGGGAUUUUUUCCACUCAAAUCAACAAAACAUAACAAACCCAUCACACGUAGUAACACAUGGAAAUCCUAGUUACCAAUUACCAAACAAGGCAGAAAUCACAACACUUAUUAGAUUUGACCAGAAGAUUGAAACAAUAGAAAGGAAACCAGCGAUAGGUAACUCAAAAUCAUGUUUUUUAGAGCCACCCACAAAAUUUGGGGAAUCACUUCAACACAACUCCCGACUCUUUUCCUUUUUCUUUCCUUAUUUUCCUCUGUAUUCAUCACUACCCACUUUAAUAUUUCUGUUCCGUUGACGUCAUGGACGGAAUCCGGUAUAAUUUUGCUUUUGUAACUAAACAACGAAAGUACGUUUCACGAGCAAUGCUGUAGCUCACUUGGAAAUGGUUGACUGUAUUUGGUCAACACUUCUGUCUGUAAUGUAUAAAACAAAAAACUUCAAUAGACUUUCAUAUUGAAAAAAGAAAAUAGAGCAUUUAAUGAAAGAAAGGGUUGACACAAGUUAUAGGUGUCUUUCUGUUUUAUUCAAUGAUAUAAAUUCCAUGAAAGUGGCAGCUUCCCUUUAAAUAUAAAGUGGUAAAGAAUUUGUUUUUGAACUUUCAUAUCAACCUACCAACUGUAGCAAGUGUUUGCUCGAGAGUAAUAGCGUAGAAUAGGUGUUGUGUAGAUAUUGUGUGCGCAUGUUGCUCUAUCUCUAAUAUCAGGGUCGGAGAAUAGAUUCUUGACCUAGCAAAGCUGACAGGAAGCCGAAUAGAAGUGGUUGUGCUAAAAAUUCAUACUAUUGCACUUUUUAUAUUCAAGAGGAAUUGUUUGGAUUUCUUUUCAUUUCUAUUGUAUCAAUAGCAAAACAAAGACAUUUGAAAGUCUAAACUUGAUAGACUUAAUCCUUUAAAUAUUUUUGUCUACAUAUCAGGAUUUCCUUCCUGGUUUCUGUUCCAAAAUGGAACAUUCCAUUCAAUCCAAUGUUCAGUUAGCAACACCAUUCAUUUCGGCAUAAGGUCUUUGAGGAUCAGAUAUCGAUGACGCCAAUAUUUUUUUUUACUUGAUACUGGGAUGGAGUUGCAACGUUGUCUUUUUGCUUGUUCCUAUUAAAAGUUGCUUAAUUCCACGGUGUGUGCCCAGACUCUUUUUGAUGUUAUCUACUACUGGUGUGACCUUUCUUUAAGUGGGGUACCAAGUGUGGAUCUUCAUUUGAUGAGUGGGACCCCUUGUUGUUUAUUUGAAAAUGUAAUAUUAGGUCCUUAAGUGAUUGAAGAGUCAGUUAAUGUACCAAAACAAUGUCAGCUUAGUGACAAAGGUCUUUGUCAAUUUGAAAGUGUCCCUUUAAUGAAGUGGUGUUGAUGUAUAGAUCAUACCUCUGUAGUUUCACUGUUCAAUAGUUGGCCAUUUAGAAUUUAAAUUACUUCAGUUUUGCAGCCCUUUCCACACCUCACCUGAUUGUGAGUCACACAUCCUCCCUACACACUAUCUGAAAUAAUAUAUCCAUAGAGACCCUAUCUUUCUUUCAACAAGAACUGAAAGAGCAGGGUUCAUUUUUUUUAAUCCCUGUUCAAAUCUGUGAAGGAGCUAAAGGAUUUGUCUGCAGGAUGUUUACUUUAGGACAGUGGUCAACCCGAGGCCACUUUGGUACACAUUGUGGGUCACACAAGAGACCGCUCUUACAUAAAUUAAAUAGUAAUGAAAAUUUAAGGAUAUUAUGCCACGAGAAAAAAAUGCAGAGGUGAAAAACAAAACUACUAAAAAGAAUGGAGAAUUUUAGUUAUGAAGAAAGGUUAACAAAUUUAAACAUCUUUAGUUUAGAUGGCGACGAUAUAUUCGGGCCGAUACAAGCCAUUAAGACGCAAAACAGGAGAUAGAGCAGCACUAAACAAACUAAAUACAAUAGGGUGAGAGGCAGCACACCUGUGAAUAGGGGGAUCCCUCCAACCCCCAAAGAAACUAGAACAGGUAAAACAAGGAAUUCAGGUAAUGCCAAGGAUAAGAUAUUAAAAGUAGGAACAUUAAAAUGUAUAAAAGGAAGAACAAUAAAAUAUAUAAAAAAGAGUCCAAAAAAUAAAAAUACCAAAUGGUAAAGCACGGUCUCGAAUGUAGUAGUAGAUCUUCUUAUUGAAGUAUGGAGCUUUAUGGGUAGCUACGCUUAGUAUCAGCAUCUGAAACGAAAGCAAAGACAAAGGUGGACCAAUAGUGCAAUAUGAUAAAGUGCAAUAGGACAAACAACAUUGAGAAUAGAUGUCAACUCACAUAUGGUAGAGCUAUAUCCAGCUCUAAGUACAACAGCAUGUAGUGGUUUUCAAUCCCCACUCGUAGGAUAUCCCUCUGAUUAUGGUACACAGUGGUAAAUCACAGCUGAAUAAUGUUGAGGUAAAUCAUAUGGAAUAACAAAGGAAGCAGCCAAUUGUGCUCUGUAUAUAAGUAAGUAAUAAUAAGAUAAGUGGAAAUAUACUUACAAUAAAGUGAACAGACUGACCGCUUUAUGAUUCAUGCCUGAGUGGUAUAAUCUCCACCAAGGAUUCUUUAGUCACUUAUCUUAUUAUUACUUACUUAUAUAGAGAGCACUGUUGGCUGCUUCCAUAUGAUCUACCCAGGGGUCAAGUCCUGGGGAAAACAAAUGUGGGAACAAGAUAUAUCCCACCCCCAAAAAAAAAAAUUUUUACGUUUGUAUGCAUAUAUAUUGUAAAGUGACAGUUUACAAAGACAAGUAUAUAGAGAUAUUCUCUCGGGACUACGUCCAAGGUAUCCGUGCUCAUUUAUUAAUGCCCUCAGAGUAGAUGGUCCUUUUUGUAGAGUCUGAUUGAUUUGGGGUUAAAACUCAGCUAAGCCUGACAAACUCAAUUUAGCAAUUUGUCAUUUGGCUUACUGCCAGAAAGCACGGUUUAGUGGAGUGCUCCCAGACUGCCAGGCUUUCACUGUGUAAGAAUUGGGACUCUACCUGAUUUUAUUUAUCAUUUGUGUAUAAAUGUAUUUUCCCUUUUUUCUUUUUGUUUGAAAUAUUCUAUUUUUAUCACACAUAUGUUUCUUAAAAGUUAAGUUUUAACUACUACAGGUCCCAAAGGAGGGCUUAUAUCAUUUUUUAUUUUUUUUUCAUAAGGACACUUUUAUAUUACUUGUCAGGAUCUACUCGACCCCUUUAGAGGUGCUCACUCCCAUAGGGACACCAUACUUAAUUUCCCAUUUCUCCUAUAUACUGUGCUUCAAGGCUAGACACAUACAAUCACACACACACUUACUGGCAGACACACACUGACAGACACAUACACAUUCACUGACAGACAGACACACACACACACUUACUGACAGACAGACAGACACACACACACUGACAGUCACACUGACAGACACACACACUUACUGAUAGACACCCUUAUUGACACACACACAAACACUUACUUUCAGACACAUACACACUUACACAGUCUUGCACACACUCACAAAUUAAUUGUAUUGCUUGUUUCUCCUACCUUUAGGAGUCCUCUGAGUCCUCUCCCUGGUGUCCAGUGUCUUCGAAUCUCUUCCUUCUCUGCUCUCCUUGCUCGCGCUUUUUAGUGAUGCUGGGUCAGAAUUACGUCAUAUUCCGGCUCCCGGCAUUACCAUAGAGGGAGCAGGAGGAUCAUCAGCUAAGACAGCGCUCCGUCGCUGCCGUCUGACUCUGUCCUCAACCUAGCCCAGUCCAGUAUAUUGCUGCAGAGUAGGCACCUGCCCCUACGACAAGCAGGUGCCUACUCUGCAUUGCUAAAUAAGCGCCACUCCGGGGGUGCCCUUAGGUCGCCGAUUGGCCACCUGCUGGGCUCCCUGUGACAGGCCAUUGGCCUGCCCUGCACGGCACCCCCCACCUUUGGCACGGUGCACCCUGUGCACCAGUCCUGGAACAGUCUGGCAGAACUACUAAGGGAAACGAUGUUCCUGCUGUGGAAAAAGUGCAGGAACGCCGUACCCAUGCGUUCUUGCAGGACUCGAGCCCUGGAUCUACCUCAAUGUUAUCCAGCUGUGAUUUACUACUGUGUACCAUAAUCAGAGGGAUAUCCUACAAGUGGGGAUUGAAAACCACUACAUGCUGUUGUACUUAGAGCUGGAUAUAGCUCUACCAUAUGUGAGUUGACAUCUAUUCUCAAUGUCAUUUGUCCUAUUGCACUUUAUCAUAUUGCACUAUUGGUCCACCUUUGUCUUUGCUUUCGUUUCAUAUGCCGGUGCUAAGCGAAGCUACCCAUAAACCUCCAUACUUCAAGUAGAAGAUCUACUGCUACAUUUGAUACUGUGCUUUACUAUUUGGUAUUUUUAUUUUUUGGACUUUUUUUUAAUAUAUUUAUUAUUCUUGCUUUUAUACAUUUUAUUGUUCCUACUUUUAAUAUCUUAUCCUUGGCGCUACCUGUAUUCUUUGAUUUACUGUUUUGUUAUACAAAAAUAUUCAUAAACAGGACUAUAUAUAGAACACAAGGUCACACAUUUAGACUGGCAGAAAGGAGAUUUAGUCCAAGGCAAAGGAAAGAUUGUUUUUUUUCCAGUAAGAACAAUAAGGAUGCUCAAUUCUCUACCUGAAGAGUUGGUUUUAUCAGAGUCUGUACAGAUGUUUAAACAGCAACUGGGUAAAUACUUGCACAAAUAUAAUAUUCAUUGAUAUAAUUUUUAAUUUGUGGGAUUCAAAGAGAUAUCUGACUGCCUUUCUGGGGUCAAGAAGGAAUUUCUUCAUUCAAACUGUGGUUUUUGCCUUCUUUUGACUCCACAGCAAAAACAGAUGUGAGAAAUGCUGAACUUGAUGGACACAUAUCUCUUUUCAGUCUAUAUAACUAUGGAAGGAAUGGAAGAUUCAGUUAAACAACUGAUCAUAGUACUAAGACCUCUUAUCUACCUUAAUGCAUCCCUACAAUGUGCACACGACUGUACACCCUAGCUAAACUGAAUUAAAAUCCAAAAGUAAGGUUGUUAGCAUGCACUUACUAUAAGAAUGCAACGUCUUUGAGUCAUAAAAAACAAAUAUACAGGACAAUUUAUGACAUACACUAUUACUUAAUGAAACACUGACUCUGCUUAUUUUUUCCUUAAUAAUUAAAUGGAACUAUCCCUGUUGUGGGUAGUCAGAGCCUUCAUUAAAUUUAUAUUUUUUGUUCAGAUUCUGAGUUCCCCUGGAGUUUACAUUACAAUCACAGAGAAGGUGUUAUGUUCAGAGUCCUUUCUUGAGUGCAGAAAUCUUGGAAUUUGUCUCAGAAUUCAGUCUGGUGCUGAUAUAUGAUGGCAGCAUGUGGAGAAUGCAAUUUCAACACGCUUAAAUUAAAUUCUGAUCUUUCAGUUGGAAGAGUUCUAAUUUGUUUGCAGGCCACAUUGAAAGGUCUAGGACAUGGUUGAGCACCUCUUUUUUAGACUUGUAAGGGGAAAAAGGCGGUGCUUCUUAUCCCCCUGUCUCAGAGCUCUGAAACAGCUAAUUCUAGCAUCAAGCAAUGGCUCUGUAAGUAACUUUCUGUAUGAUAUGAGACAGGUAUCUCACAGGAGCACUAAAAAAAAGACUGCAGACUUUCAGUCAUUAGAAAUUAGCAUUUGUGACAAACUGAAAAUCGUCAUGGGUUCUUGGAGGUGCUUAUGGUACUCAAGGAUUGCUAGGAAGCAGCGAUUGGUGGAGGUACCCAGUCAGGGUGCCAGGUGGUCAAUCACAGCAUUGUUGGGAAUUAUUUAUUGUGUAAAUAUAUUUUCCCUAAUGUCCAUUUUCAUGUAUGUUAUAGAGUCCAAGUGUGUUUAGGGUAUAUUCACUAAGCUGUUCUUUGAGUAAAUUCGUAAUAUGCUAUGUUAUGCUCCUAUUGACAGCAAAGCUUGUUUUUGAGAAAUAUUUGUUUGGUCACUAUUGUCUGAAAUAACCAAAGAAGUUUGUGGUGAACAAAAAGGUAGCUACGGCAUCUAAGAAAACUCAGGAUUUUAGGCAGUUAGGAAGUGAAUAAAUACAUAAUAAAUGCAAGAACUUUGUUGUUAAAUUCCAUGAAAAUAUAACACUUUCAUGGCCGCAUUCGUUUUUUUUUUUUAACCCCCCUCCCGACUCGAAUACAUCUAAUAGCCUCCCUGGUCGCCCCCAAGUGCCCCAUAGCUCCCCAUAUUACCUAUAUUUAAUGUUUCUCUUCUGCCCGGACCUAGAUCCUGAGCGCCACCAUCUUUAGGUGGGUAGAUGAAGUCCCUGUGGGCGCUCUCCUGAUGUGUGUGGGGAAGGAGCAGGCGCUUGUCCAAGUUCAGCGGUGUUCGGGAGUUUCAGUGUCCAAUUUUAGUUCCACGCAAUCGACGCCCAAACACUACUGCCUGCAUUCUCGUGCACAAUUAAAAUCCACACUGAUAGAACUGUCAGGAGAGAUUAACAAGGGUCAAUAAGCUCAGAGGUGGUCUGUAGUUCGUGGGUUAGUUCGGUUCCCGAACAGUCCAAGGGAAUGCCACGAACCCAGACUUUCAAUAGCCUUUUAGCAUGGCCCAUAGUCCUGAAGCAGGCUCCUCCAGGAACUCGUGACGAGAGAAAGUCCACCACACCAUGCCACUGCUACUAGGCCUUACCUGUAUCGAGCACGCUGCAACAUUCCUCUCCUGUGCCCACCGACUACUCAACACUAACGACCAAACAUGAUAUAAAGUUCCUGCUGGCAGACAUUCACAAAUUGCUGGCUGUGGAUGUGUCUCUAAUCAAAACCAAGGUGCAAGCUGUGUCAGAUUAAGUGAGGGCUUCUGAGGAGGACAUUAUCGAUGUGCAGGCUAAUCUGACAUGGCUCACUACAGCAGUUUCAGACCCAUCAAAGGACCAUAAUGACACAACUAACAGUAAUGGAGGACCACAGUGCAGAACCCAUAUCAAGAUUAGGGGCAGCCUUGCUGCGAUUACUAUGGAGGAAGUUCUUCAUUAAAUACGGCGACUGCUAACGGCCAAGAAGAUAUCCAUAGAUGUUUAUCGGGUAUCUGGCCUUACCAAAACACCAUCUACCAUGGUCCAAGACAUCAUCCUUCGAUGCUUGAAAUUUCAAGAUAAACAUUUUUUUAAUGUCAGCACUGAAAGGUAAAACACCUGUAACUUUUAAGGAUUCACCUCUCUCCUUCUUCCAAGACCUUUCCAGAACCAUUCUCUAACGGCGUAAAUAUUUUGGCCCAGUCACCAGUCAACUGUGUGCCGCUGGGUUGGUCUACAGGUGGAGGGCUGCAGGCUCUCUAGUGGUGCACCAUAAUGGAACUACCCAUACAGUUCCUUCAAUGGCAGAGACAUCCACCCUUCUGGAAACACUGGGACUGUUGUCCUUGACCAAGAGCCAGAAUGCUGGGCCCACUACAGAGAUUUUCCACAGGCUGGCACCUACUGGAACCCAGUGCCAUGAUCGAUAUAGGUGACUGUUGUACCACAUCCCUCAUAUCUAUUCACAAUCUACUUUAAGUUGUAUGUUUGUAACACGUGCUAGUUUUACAUUAUUGUUCUUUUUUUCAAGUUGACUCUCGUUUAUUUAUAAAUGCUAUGUGAAAUGCUUGGUCCUCACUUAGUACAAGCAAAAUAGUGCUCACAAGGGGGCACCCAGACCAUGUCGUUGGGCAACACAGCCUCACAUGGGGGCACCCAGACCAUGUCAUUGGGCAAUGGCGAUUCUAAUCCUCCCCCCGCCUCUCCCUCGGUUAGGGGCAACUCACACAAGAUGCAUGGAACCUUUUCUUAGUUUAUGCUUAUCACACUGUUUGCCAUCUAACUGUCAGGAUCUGCUCUGCUCUGUUCUGAUGUUUGCCUUGGCUUCUGGUAUCCAGUACUCCUUUUUACAAUCCUUGUUUAGUUUUUCUUGGUUUUUCUGGUUUUCUAUUCUAUGUCUGGUUUUCUUUAUGCUGGGAUUUCUGGAUUCAUUCCUAUAUUCCGUCCCUGGAUUUCCCAGUGUCCAGGUUUCCUUUAAAUGUUUGUUUUAUGUUGCCACACCCGUUUGUUUUCCAUCAUUCCUUUUGUUUCAGUCUGGACCUGCAGCAGUGUUUCAAGUCUCUGCCCUUUCUUGCAGGUAAGUGCUAUUGUGGUUUAGUAUGGUUCUUUUAGCGAACAUUAGGCAGUAUAGGACCUGCCGAAUAUGCGCUACGUUGGCGUUGUGGCAGGCUUAUGCAAUGUAUGAUCAUAUAAUGUAACUAAAUCCCCAUACUUUUUAUACAUAGUGCUUAGUUAUGUCUCCUCUUGUUUUGCCUAUUAUAUCUUGUCUUGUUUUAUUUUGUAAUCCCAGUCCAUGUACAGUCCUGUCCUGCCCCUGUUUAGUUAAUGUUCCCUUAUGUAUUGUAUACAUGUUCUGGGUUUAGCUUCCUAUCCUUCUCUGGUUCUGGGUUCUACUAGUUCUGUCUUGUUUUCAUGUCUGGUGACUAUCCUAGCCUUGACUUGUUUCUGUACAGGAUACAUUCUUGCUGCAGAGCCUCCCUAUCCAGUUCCUGGGAGGUCUGCAUAUCUCCUAGUUCCUGGGAUCCGCUGUAGCUGAAUCAGGGUUCUGGUAUGUGGCUGCACAAACGCUGGUGCUCAACACCAGAGGGCGUGUGGUUACCCUGCACCAGGCCCUGAUAAUCCACUUCCACGCUGAAGACUCCCAACUUCUCAUCGGGCACUCAGGGGUCCCGGUUUCCGUACCGCCACCCUGAUACCAACUCAUUGUCGAUUGAGCCACUAGGCGCUCUGCCCAUGUGAUUAAUCCAUGUUAUGCAUUCUCUAUACCACUCUAUACCACUGUUUCUCCUAUGUUAGCAUGUCCCACACCAAGGUUUUAGGGACAGAUGAAUAUGUGCCACACAGUUCUUUUUAAGUACAAUUCACCGUUCAUCUACACCUAACUUAGUGUAAUCCUGUUAUUAUUAUAAAAAAAUGCACUGUCACUGGCAUAUACGACUUCUUGUUGUCAUUCUUCUUAAUAUGAACAUUUUGUGAAAUGUCGAUGCUGCCUUGUUUGUUUUGCAAUGCUCAAAAUAAAGUAUUUUAAAACAAAUAAAUAAAUCGUUCUUUUCCAGUGUGGCAGACGACAUCUAUUUUGAUGAUACUUCUGGAUUUAUGGUUCUUGGAGGUAGCAAGUACGUACUUGGGAUUGAUGGUUUCUUUGGACCUGUCAAAUAUUAUCGUCUAAGGACUUUGGAAAUAGAUGAGGUAAAUAUAAUACUAUAGGAGUUGCCGUUUUACGAUUAUAUGUCCUCUGGAAAUUUCCAAAAUUUCCCUGGGCCUCUGUUCUAUGCAGUGCCAUAACAUCACAUUAUUUCAGUAAGGCAUAUACUGGUUUUACAGGUAUUUUAUUGAUUGUUAUACUAAUCCAAUUAUCUACUGGAGAUAGUUCUUACUGGUCAACCAAAGCCUUCCUAAUUUUCUGUUAAUGGUUCCAUUUGUUUUUAAUUAUUUAGAUUUCAAACCCACUAUUACAAGAAGGUAUUUAUCAACUAAUUGCUGGAUAUUAUCAGAGGUGCGCUACUGCUCAGGACAUUGUGAGAUAUUACUCCGAUGUAAUAUGGCAGAUACAUGAAUCUCAGACUGAAGGUGAGUACCCAUUAAAACAGACAUAGACAUAUGCCUGUAUACCAGUCACCACCUGCUGUCUACAAAUGAUCACGUUUAAAAUAAUAUGAAGCUUGUCAGUAGUCUCAAAAUUUUAACAAUUUAGCAAUAGCCAUAGUUCACACAUCCUUAAAGAAACACUAUAGCGUUAGAAAUACAAACUUGUAUCCCUUUCGCUAUCGUGCACCUGUCCCAGAUUCAUCUUAACGCAUGGCACGCUGGGGCAUCCAUGAGCAUAGGAGCCCCAUAGACUUGCCAACUUUUCAGUAUAUUAUUCAGAACCUUCAAACCCUCUUUAUUGAACGUUUAGGUUAAAUACUCACCUCAUUAUCAGCUGUUAUCUGUACUGUAUCAAAAGUAAGAUCUCCGAUCUUGCUGUUGCUAAUAUGUAUCUUGGCAAAAACAAUGUAAACGUACUAAUUGUACAUAAGCAAGACAAAACCAACACACAUCAUUUUUUGAAGACGUAAAAAGAUGAUAACGUUCUUUUAAGAUGUUUAACAGUCCAUGUUGGUUUCCUUCCCCUGCUACCUACUAUAUGUAAAUAAUAAAUAAAAAUGGAACAGAGCGUAAUGAAGUUUCAAGGCUAUGGUACAACAAUGGCAUCCGUUUAUCUAUAAUUAAAUUGUUUUCCUGUAAGUGGUUGCAAAGGAAGGGCCCUAGUGCACUGCUUUGCCCGGGGGCCUAUGAUGCUGUAAAGACGGCGCUGCCCUGUCCCUAUUAUUAUAUAUUACUCCUUUUUCCAAUGUCAAAACUCCGUCAGUAUUGUUCACCUUUCCCCCUACAGCAAUAUCAUCAAAGUUGAUGACCUCCUCCAUUAUUGGUCCAAUCCUAUGUUCCUCACGGAGGAGCACUGGGGACCUGAUCUGCAUGCAUGGCAAGCACCGCACGUGAAUCCAAAGCUUCUCAUCUUUCGAUCCUGGGAUGCCAAGAGAUUCCCUUUUUAUUUUCUUGUUAACGCUAUUGAAAACCGUGUUCAAGGACGCAUAUUACCCAUUACAUUAAUCUGUAGUGUUCUCGGUGAUUACAAUGUAAUUUGCACAAUUCAUUUAAAAAGAUCACAAAAUAACUUAAAAUGUUCCUUAUUCCUAUGCGUACUAACACUGAAAACUGCCCAUCUUUUGUCAGUUUAAAAAAUUAUGGAAUAUAUGCAGGUUUAUCAGUUAGUGAGAAUUGUCACUUUUUUUUUUUGUAAAUCUGUUUAUUUAAGAAGAAAAAGGUUUACAGAAAGAUUCGGCUCGCAGGCCUACGUAGAAGACAAAAAUAUUGCAGUGUUGCUUCUAUAUUUUGAAUCAAACUUUUUGUGUCCACAAUACCAAGUCUCCUAUCGGGACUUAGUUACAACGAUAAGUUUCGUGAUUACCAGUAGGCGUACAUAAGAUAACAGAGAGGUAAAGUGUGUAGAGUGACAACCGUGGCAGUUCUGGUACACGGACAUAUACAUAACAUGUGACAUUCUUAGUGCUUGUAAGCUGUUUUCUAACACAAAGCGUAGCGCUAAUUCGGAUGCAGUCAUAAGAUGCAGUGUACAUUGCAGUAGGAGUGCAUAGUGAUAGGCUGGACAUAUUUGUCCGGUUCCUCGUGUGUGAGAAGCGUAGGUACCUUGAUCGUAGGAUUAGGUUAAGUUAUCCCAUGGGUGUGUUCCCAUGUCCCGCAGUUCGAUGUACCGAUAGUAGUGUCAGUAUCAUGUAUUCCUUUUUUGGUUUUUUCCCCUCUCCUGUCCCCCGUUUUUGUGUGUUAUGUGUUAGAUAGGUAAGAGGGGUUAGCGUGGUAAAGAAAAAGGGAAAGGGAGAAAGGAGAGUAGCGGCCAUAGCAGGUCCCCCCCCGUGUCCCCACAGUGCACCCCGUGGGUGCGCAAGGGUUGUAGUCGUGUGGGAGAAGGGAAGUCUCGGUUGGGCCAUGUGUUCUCGGUGUCGCAAAGUGUGUGUGGGAGGGUCGGGUCGGUGGGCUGAUUUUGGUUUCGUCUGCCCUGGGAAUAUACCUCCAGUGAUAGGGUGGUCCCAACCCCAAGAGCGUUGGUGGAGUAGGGGCGUAAUCUGUCUCUCGGUCCCCCUCCCCCCCUACGAGAUGUUCAGUGCCCUCUAGCCUGGUAUACGAACCAUGGUUGCCACAUCUCCGCGUGCCUGGCCUCCCGACCCGUCAGGGAUGCCUGCAGUGCUUCCGCCAACUGUAUGUCUCCGAUCCUGUGUAGCCAUUCUUCAACCGUGGGGGCCUCAGUUCGCUUCCAGUACACAGGGAUAAGGGCUUUGGCUGCAUUCAGUAGGUGACGUAGAAUGGACUUCUUAUAUCCAGAGAUGGAUCGAGAAUUGUCCCUUAUGUCAAUAAUUCAAAGUGGAUUUCACAUUACAGGCCAAAAAUGUUUCCAAGUCACCAGUUAAUAUGGAAUUUUAUUGGGAGUUCAGUUUGAAUUCCCUGAUGGUGUCAAAUGAUAAAGUGAAAAAAUUUGAUAGCGUCAAGUGAUAAAGUUCACGUUGCCAAAUCAUGUCCAUUCAUACCUUUUACUGCCCUACCAUUGCUCAGAUACAAGUAAAAAUACUGUCUGUUGCAACUAAUGGCAUUUUGUUGUUACAGAUACUUCAAAGGACGAUUAUAUUGAACUCUAUUCUAAACAUGGACGUAAAACCACCUGCCCUGGGAUACCUUGGAAACAAGAGGAAAGACAGCAAUUUAGCCAUUUAAUUAACUUCCUAAAAAGCAUAGAUUUAUCAGGUAUUGCAUAUUGUACCAGUAACCAGUACCAGUGAUAGGUACAUUUUAUGUGAAUGAUUUUGUUAUAGCUAGUAUAGAGUUUUUACUGUAUAGUUUUCCAACACUCCCUUCUGUUUUUGCAAUAUUAAUUUCUUAUUUAAUGUGAAUGAAAUAUACUGCCAAAAAUACAAAAGCCAUUAAAAAGUUAUAUUCAUGCAUUGAUCAGCGUAUGUGCCUUAUCCUUUAAAUGUCAUGUAACAGAUCAAUAUUAUAUGUUCUAAGAACAUUUUACUCGAUUAAGCAAUCAUUGAUCACUCAAAAUAGGAUAUGAAUAAUGCUUCUAAAACAACGUCAUUUUUAAAAGUUAGAAGUGUGAAAAAGUCAAAUUUUCACACAAACUGUUUUUACAAACUAUGGGAUUUAAGUUAAACUAAAAUUAAUAUUUAGAAACAUUCAUGCAAAACUAUAAAUAUUCACAAUUCUUCAAGCCCCCUAAAAACUGCUUAUUAUAGAAUAAUCCUAAUAUGUCAAUGAUAACUUUAUUAUAGGAUGUUGGGUGCUUCUACUUUGUCUCUUUUACAGUAUAUAUUACUGUUAUCUUGUUUCAUAAUCUAGUCAGGUAACUAGGAAUGAAUGCUUUGUGCCCCUUUUUCACAAUAGCCGUAAUUUAAAAGAACUUUAAUACUGUGUAAAUCAGAGUUAAUUUUCAUUUUUGUCUUCUGACAUAUGUUUAGCCAUUUAUAUAGUAUUUUAUUAGACACCUGAAUGAUCCUAAGGGCUUCUAUAUUAUUUCCAGAUUCUACUGCUGACAUUUUACUGGAUUUGGGGAGAGAUCUGUAUGAAAGUAGCUUAAAUAAGCUGCCAUUCGGUGUCCACCAUCUUGGUACUGCUCUUCCUUCACUAGUGGAUGCAAGCUGCUUGGGCUAUCACAAAGCUUCCUACCUCCUGGCUGUGAUGAAUGAAUUAGGCCUCGGUGUGCCUAUAGAUCCUGACCAGGUACCAUACUAGGUUAUAUCUUAUCCCAUUAUAUAAAUAUUAAUUGUAUCCAUUGCAACCAUACUUGGUAUUACAAUUUAUUCCCACACUCUGGACCUAUAUACAUUUAUAACAAUCCUUUACUCUGCAUGGCUAUUAACUUAAUCUGUUACAUGUAUAUGCAUGUUUACAUUGUCUUUCUUCAUGUUUCACUAAUUGUUAAAGGCGAACAGGAGCUAAGGAUUAUAGACCUUACAAAGUUAAACCAUUCCAUUGAAACAGUUCAUCUGCCAUUUAUAUUGUCUUUUCUGCUCCUAAAUGUCACCGAUUUCUCUAUAAUCUGACGUCAGGCGGCAUUGUAAUUCAGCACAUGGAUAGUACUGUAAAAGAAGGGCUGUAGGCUAAGUGGCUGAAGAGCAUGAUUGUAUGAUUUGUCCUUUGCUUCUCUCUGUCUAGGGUUUAUUAUAUAGCCUGGUCGGAGCACAAGCUAGUGACAGGCUUGCUUUACUGAAACUUGGAUACAGUCACUUCCAAGGUAUUAAUAACUAUCCGGUGGAUUACAGCGUUUCAUAUGCUUAUUACAUGAGUAUCGCAAAGAAAACCCCAAAAGAUCGAUGGACAAAACAUGAACAGGUAAACAUUUGAUUCUUUGCCGUUUAACAAGUCCAUCUCAAGGAUAGGAAGGGAUUUAAAAUGUUAUGUGUUUUUUUUUAUUUUUGGAGUGAAGAUAAUAGUAUAAUAUAUACUAUCAUGUAUAGUAUCAAUAUCAUGUAUGUGUGUGUGUAUAUAUAUCUAUAUGUCUAUAUGUAUGUAUAAGAAUUUUGUUUUUAUGUAAGUGGCAAACAUUGACUGUCUGAAUACUUUAAAUACCCUAUUAAUUAAUCUGGUUUCUUUCCAGGCAUAUGUGGAAGCCAUAAGACUAAUGGAUGAUGAUAUGUUGAAAGAACAAACCAGAGAAGAUGAUGAUUUAUUCUUGUGGCUUAAACAGAACGCAGAACGAGGGGAUGCGCGGGCUCAGGUAGAUCAUGCUGCUUUAUAACAUGUUUGCGCCAUGUAGUAGGUCAAAGAACUAGAUUAAUGGAACAUUGUAUCAAUACACUGCAAUGUCCCUAAAAAAGACAAUACAGUAAAAUGUUUGCUCCAAAUUCAGAUAUGCACAUCUGCAGUGUUAAAUGAUUGAUAUUAAACCGGAUAAUGAAUGAACAGCAAUCUUUCAGUUGGAAUAACCAAUUUUCUACAUACUUGGGCUUUAGAAAAUUUUAGAGUUGUCAAUCCGGUUGGAAUCCACUGUCAAAAUUUGGUGCUGUGUGAAUCAACCACUUGGUUUUUUAAUUUGCUGCAAUUCAGAGCUUAGUGAAUAACUUUUUUUAUUUUUUAUUUUUUUUUUUUUACCUUAAAAAUAAUUUAUUGUGAUCAGUAUUUACUCAUUAGAUGGGUCAUUAAAUAUGCAGCUCUUCCCAGCUCAAAUUGUGCUCUCAGGGCACCUAUUUAUUGUGAUAGUGAAAAUGGUUGUCACUGCUAAUAUACCUUAUAUUGUUCUCUAGCACAGAUUGGCACAGAUGUAUUUUUGGGGUCAACAAGGUGUAACUAAGAAUACUGAUGCAGCCGUACAAUGGUACGAGAGAGGUGCCCUGGAGAAUAAUGAUCCGGUGUUAAUGUACGAUUAUGCAAUCCUUUUAUUUAAGGUACAUGUGGUUUAUUUCCCAGUAGUAAGUUUAGAUACUAUCAUCCGUACUGUAUUUUCUGGUUUUAUUUGACUAUUUCUAUUUUUCAAAGUGAUAUUCAACCAGCUUAUAUAUACCAAGUUUUAAAUCCCCCCCCAUCAUAGUUUUAAUGAAGAAUGUUGCUAACCUGGUAAUACACAGAUACAUCCACUAGUUGGCAGAAGAAUCCUUUUUAGAAAAUGUAAAUUCGUAUUUUACAAACUUGGUUUAAAUGAUAUAAUAUUGGUUAUUAUAUCAAGAAAGUAAAGGACCUAAAACCUAUGCUGUUAGGCACAGUUUAUAUAGAGUAUGAAGGAAUCUGUGCAGAACAAAACCCUUUUUAUUAUAGAGGAUAAAGACUCAAUAAGUAACACCCAACUGGAUAUAGCCACCUGCUCUCCAUAACCAUUGACCGAACUAGGCCAAAGAACUUGACAGCGAUAAUGUAAUGAAUAAUAGAAGUUGAUUUAGCAGAUGGAUUUGACAACUAAUAUUGGAACCCAAAGUAUAGAUAUCCUUUUUGUAGGCUACUAGUGCCCGUAGUUUAUUACAAAUAGACAUCUGCCAUAAAGUAUGAUUUACCGAUUUGAAUUAUCUUCGAUAGGGCGAUGCUGUUCCGAAGAACAAGAAACUUGCUUUGAAGCUGAUGAAGAAAUCGGCUGCUAAGGUGACCCUGACUUUCUACCUCGGAAAAACAAAUGUCAAUUAAAUAAUGCAUAAUUUAGCAUUGCAAAAUAAGUACAUUAAGUACUAUUAAUAUUUCUGCCCGUUUUAUGUGUUUUUAGCAGGGGUCAGAUGAUUACUUAGCAAACUGUUGCUACUCCUUCAUUUAUUAUAAUUCUUAUCAUUUAUUUAUAAAGUGGCAGUACAUUUCUUAGCUAUGCAUUUAUUUAGUAAAGGAUAUCAUAAUAAUAAUAAUAAUAAUAAAAAAUAAUUGUUAUUUACUCUUUAUUAACCACCAAAACAGCCUUAUGGCAUUCAAAUGUCCUAAUUCAGCUUACAAUUGUAAGUUUAAUAUAUUCAACUAUUUACAAUAAGCAAUAAUUCUGUUAUUUCAGCCAUACUUGUAUUUCAAUUUGACUGCAACCUCGUUAGCUGUUAAAAAUAGCCAACAUUAGCCAUUAAUUAAUAUAUUUCCCCUUAUACAGGGAACUUUAACUCACUUUCACUCAUUUUUUUUGUUUUUUAUAGUAGAAAGAUUUGACUGUCAUUUGGUUGCCAUUCGGGUGAGCUGUUUUCAGACGGAUCUCAUUGCACCAGUGACAUCAAUUUAAAAAUAGCUAGGAACCAACCUUCCCAAUGCAAUUUCAGUUUGGUUAGUAUUGAAUAAAUUGAAAUUCAGAGAAAUGUUAUCAGGCAAAUUGAAUAGAAUUCCAAAAUGAGGAGGGGGGAAAAUAACAGAUACAUCAAAAUAUCAGUUAUACCAGUUGCAUUUGACCCUGUUUCCUUUCUAAAUCCAUAACACACAGGGACAGAAUGAAGCACUAAAUGGCCUGGGAUGGUAUUACCAUACGUUCAGAAAAGACUAUGUAAAAGCUGCCAAAUACUGGAAGAAAGCAUACAUUAUGGGCAAUGCAGAUGCAGCAUUCAACCUUGGAAUUAUGCACCUCAAUGGCAUAUAUCCCGGAGAACCUGAAAUCAACGAAGUACGUAUAGCAGUAGCUCUAUGCUGAUCAAGCUUUGGCCAUGUCUUAAAAUAAAUGGUGCCUUUUAAAAUGCGAAAACAAUAAUGACUAUUAUAAAAUGCUGGUAAGUAUUUAAAGGAACACAAGCACCAUAUCCUCUGCAACCUUGCCUUGGCACCAUCCCAUAGUAAGUAGCCAAACCGAUUAAAAACACGAUCUCUGCAGCCGGAUCUACUGCAUUUCACUCCCCACCAAUGAGUCAACCCUGCAUGGCCGGACCGAUCUUAGUAAGAGGGGAGAGCUUGCAAAGGCUGCAGACAGCAGAUCUGCAGCUUUUUGAUUCUGUUUUCCUAUAUCCCCAAAGACAAUAUGCAGUAAGUAACUAAAUGAUGCAAUAAAAAUUAAAACAAAAUUAAUAGAAUGAUCUCUUUAAAGAAAAGGGUCAUGAGUUUAUUAUUAUUGAACGAAAACAGUAUAUAAAUAAGUGAGGAGCAGUAUAAUAAAAUGAACGUUUAAGUGAUAAAUCCAAAGCCAAGUAUAAUGAGAAAUUUUAGAAUGUUGUAGUAAUACUCAAUGAUCAGUAGAUGAAAAUGCAUAAAUACACAUAAUAGUGCAGAUUGCUUUAAAUAACAAUGCUCUCAACAUCAUCAUCAAUAUACCAAAAUUACCCAGAUGAUAAGUUAAGGAAAUCAGGUUUCAGUCAUAUAAUGAUAACGUUAUGUUAUAAACAAAGUGCAAAAAAUGUAUUAAAAACUCAGUGAUGAUAAAAGAUAAACAUACGCCGUUACUCACUUUCAAGCUUUGUUUGAAAUGUAUCUAGUAGUGGAGUUGGAGACACUGGCUCUGGAUAGAUAUAACAUCCGGGAUGUAGUGAUCCGGCUUCAGUGCAGCCCGAGCGAUAUGAGCGUGGUAUUUCCAAGCUCCUGAGGAAGCAGGGCUGACCAGAGAAACGCGUUGAUGUCACCAAAGGGGUAGAGACUACAGGAGCGCAGAAAUACAAUGCUCAUAUCUCUCGGGCUGCACUGAAGCCGGAUCACUACAUCCCAGACAUUACAUCUAUCCAGAGCCAGUGUCUCCUACUGUGAUGUUGAAAGCAUUUUUUAUUUAAAGCAAUCUGCACUAUUAUGUGUAUUUGUGCAUUUUACAUGUGCUUUGAGAUGUGUCAACUUGGGGCCAUCUACUGACCAUUGAGUAUUAGUACAACAUCCUCAAACAUGUCACAAUUUUACUUGUUUUUUUUGUUUAUCACCUAAACGUUCACUUUAUUAUACUGCUCCGCUCUUAUUUUUAUACUGUUUUUGUUUGAUUUUGAUUUUUGUGUUGGGAGUAAAACACAAUGAGUGUGGUAGCAGAAUUAUAAAUAAUUCAUACCAACUCUAAGUCGCAUUAAAUUUAAAAAUAUUAGAGCGCUCCGAAAUUAAAUUAAUUUUUUUUAUUAUUAAUGGAAAUAAGAGUACAUGUGUUAUAGUAUCUUUGAGUAUUAUGUUAUGUAUACAUUACAAAUAAAAAGUAACUUCCACUUCUCAGGGCAUCUCAUUGCUUAUUCUUGCUGUGUGGGGUUGGCCAUCUUCUUUGAUCAACUUUGAUCAUAAGUAUCUCUUAUCCCAUUGAUAUCCCUAUUCCAAUUGCUGUGGCUAAAACUUGCUAAGCGAGUGUUUAUGCGAUGCCCAUCACUUCAUGUGACAUCAGGAUUUGUGAACAUGUCCUAGCUCUUGGUUACCUGCUGUUCCUUAUGUUUAAAAAUGUUCUAAGGUGUAACAGUUUAACACAAUAUUAAUGUGAAAUUCAGAUGAAAGUGAAUGUAAACUAAAAUUUCCCUCCACAGACGCGUGCUUAUGAAUUAAUAACCAGAGCAUCAGAAGGGGGACAUAUUGAAGGAACUAUACACUUAGCACAAUAUUUAUUCACUGGCAGCUUGAAAGGUGUUGCGAGAGAUCCCGAAGCAGCCAUACGGUAAGGAGUGUAAAUAAUAAUAGUCUAAAUACAAAAUAACUUAAUUUGUCUGCAUUUAAGCAUGUAACCACUAGAGGUCAAUGUAGUGCUUAUGUCUGUGGGCAUCAUUCCUUGGAUUGUAUUAAACUGUUUUUUUAAUAGGUUGCCAAAACUGGGGCUCUUCCAGCACCUAAGAUUAUUCGCAGUAGUGUAAAACUGCUAAUAGGAGAUAAUGGGCUGGAAGGCAUAUUCUUAAAUUCCACUGGUCAUGUGGUUGGAGAUUACAAUUGAUCGAACCACAGUCUGCAAUUUCAAGCCUCCUGGGCCACUUGCCACCUGUAGGCCACCAAUUAGGUUGCAGUGACACACUGCAUCCACUAUACAGACAUGCAUGACAUCUUUUACACGCACUGCAUCCAAGUGGGCAGUCUCAGGAGCUAGCCCUGUGGGCUGACUCAGGGACUCUGAGGCCUUGAGCUGUGUAAGGGGUUCAAAAAUUUCUGAUGGCAGCCCUGAGCUUGGAGCAAAAAAUGUAUAGGGGUAAGUAGUAAUGGGGAUGACGAGGGUAGAAAGAAGGUAGCUGGAAAAAGGGACAAGAAGGAAAGCAGACACAACUUGAAGAUGCAACAAUAAUAAUAUUUAAUAGAAAAAGGGUGUUAAUGCUUGGAAAACUCGUCUAGCAGAAACGAAUUCAAUGGAACGGGCCAAGAGCACUUGAAAUAGACACAGCACUGUUUUUCUUGGCAGGAUACAACAUCACAAAUAAAGCCAGGAAUUACACUGGCAGACUAGAUGUGGUCUGGUGUCAUAAACAUGUCACUAUAUGUGUUCUUUUGUGCUCAUAUAUUUGUCAGAUAGUAAUAAGUAAUACAAUUGUAAUAAAUAAGAACUACUUUUAUGAUCAUUAUUAAUUAAAAUAUCCGGCACACAAUGUUGCUCUACUAUGUGGUUGGUUAUUACUUACUGUAUGUAAUAGCAUUGGUGCCAUUCAUUGUUUAUAGUCUGCCAGGAUCAUAUUCAUUUAAACAAUGCUUAAAUUUGAAUGGUUAGCUACUGCAAAGAUUAAUCAUCUUCUUUUGAUUUUUGUAGGUGGGCGAAGAUUGUGGCCGAGCAGAAUGGACUCAUCGGGCAUGUCAUUAGAAAAGCUUUGAACGCCUUUCUGGAUGGGUCUCUGUAAGUUCACGCAGUCUGUUUACUUUUAUUACAUGUAGCUACUGACUUCUUAUGCACAUUAUAUAGUUGAGCAUUAAGAUAGCGUGACCUAUGUCAUAUGAGCUUGUCAUGGUGAACACAAUACAAAAUGGAUAUUCUCACUGUCUAGUAGUUUAUCAGCUAUUAAAUGACAUGAGCAAUUGUUUUGUAUUGCUCAUGUCAUUUUCAGCAAAUACAGCAACAUAUGAGUUAUUGAUUAAUGUCAGAUCAAAUACCCACAUAUUAGUCUGCUGUUAAUGUCUACUAAGAGUUAAUUCUGAUUUGGGUGUCACUCCCAGUCGACAAAACAGCUGUGAACCCAUAAAUAUACCCAAUGGCUUCUAGAAUCCAGAUGUGCUUAUCUCAGCUGUGGAAUUGUACCAUUGUCUUAUAAGGAGAUACUUACAGUAAACCCUGAUUCCACUCUGGGGAUUCCUUAUGAAGACCUCUACUAAAUGGGCAGGUCUGCCAGCGUGCAGAUAUGUAAGAUGUAAGCGUUAAAAUAUGCAUUUUGGAAUCUUCUAGUAGUGUUGUAUAGAGUGCCCCCUUUAGGCAGGGUAGCAUUUAUGGGUUUAUUCUUACCAUGAAUGGGGCUUCAAGAACAGGAAAAAACAUAUAUAUACCUCUUUGCAGUUCAAGUAUGAAUGGUAUUUUUCCUACAACCCCUAAAGAGCACAUAACUAGCUGAGCAAGCUGAAUUUUUUUUUUUAAAUAACUCCUAAUCAGGUAGAACAUACAUUGCUUCCCGUGUACUUGUAAGAAUUCUUGGGGAAUGUUAGAAUUCUAACUUAUAGCUCACAAGAAUUUCUAUUAUCUCUUCAGAAAUGAAGCGUUUCUUUAUUAUGCAUUAACUGCCGAGGCUGGCAUUGAAGUGGCGCAGACAAACUUGGCAUAUAUCUGUGAAGAAAUUCCCGUAAGUGUCUUGGCUGAGUACUUGUUACAUAGUUACAUAGCUGAAAAUAGACUUGUGUCCAUCGAGUUCAGCCUACCUCACAUAUGUUUUUGCUGUUGAUCCAAAAGAAGGCAAAAAAUCCAGUCUGAAGCACUUCCAAUUUUGCAACAAACUAGGAAAGAAUUCCUUCAUGACCCCAAAAUAGCAGUCAGGUGUCUCCUUGGAUCAAGCAGCUAUUACCCCACUAAUUAGAAAUUAUAUCCCUGAUUGUUAUGUUUUUGCAAGUAUUUGUCCAAUUGCAGUUUAAACAUCUGUAUGGACUCUGAUAAAACCACCUCUUCAGGCAGAGAAUUCCAUAUCCUUAUAGUUCUUACUGUAAAAAAACUUUUCUUUGCCUUAGAUGAAAUCUCCUUUCUUCCAGCUUAAAUGCAUGACCUCGUGUCCUAUGUAUAGCUCUAUUUAUGAAUAGAUUUCCAGAUAAAGGUUUGUACUGCCCCCGAAUAUAUUUAUAUAAUGUUAUCAUAUCCCCUCUGAGGCGCCAUUUUUCCAAACUAAAGAGAUUAAAAUGUUUUAACCUUUCUUCGUAACAAAAAUGCUCCAUUCCCUUAUCAAUUUUGUAGCUUGUCUCUGCACUUUCUAGUGCCAUGAUAUCCUUCUUUAGAACAGGUGCCCAAAAUUGCAUAGCAUAUUCAAGGUGUGGUCUUACUAGAGGAAAAAUAUAUAUUUUCAUCCCAAGAAUUUAUCCCCUAUUUAUGCAUGACAAAACCUUACUGGCCUUAGCAACUGCAGAUUGACAUUGCAUAUUGCUGCCUAAUUUGUUGUCUAUAACAAUUCCCAAAUCCUUCUCAUGUGUGGUUAUCCCUAAUUCACUACCAUUUAGGGUAUAAAUUGCUUGUGCAUUCUUGACCCUGAAGUGCAUAACUUUGCAUUUCUCUACAUUAAAAAUGUUGAAUGUUGCAAAUUAAAUAAUUUGUUUACAUGUUUAUUGUAUUAAUAAAUGUGGGUUGUUUUUUUAAGGAACUGACAAGACUACAUGUGUCUAAUUGUGUCUGGAGAUACUAUAAUUUUUCUGUACACCAGAAUAAUCCUUCAUCUUUUGGUAAGGGUCUUAUUUAAUAUUUAGAUGUGUUUUCGAUUUUUCACAUUUACAGUUUUGUUUUUUUGGGGUUUUUUUUAUUUUUUUUGGUACUGUCUUUUUUAUUUUUUAUUUACACAUCCAACAUGUGCAUAGAUUAUUUAAAUGUCUUAAUUACGUGACUGUUAGCUAUUCUUCCAGAACAACUUCACCUCCUGGUGGUACAGUGCUCUUCCAGGGCAACCCUUAAGGAAAAGAUGUAGACUUACCAGGUUAGUGAAAAUUGUCAGCAAUUCAAAGUGAAUUUCAAAUUUAAGGCUAAAAUAGCUGAACUGAAAGUAUUUUUGGCAUUUAUUUUGAAAUUCUCUUUGAAUUCCUGGCAAUUCUAUCAUUAGUGAAUACCGGCUGUGAGUAUACUCCGUAUAUACCAGAGGAUGAGCCCUAGUUAUGCUAAUGCAAAAUAAAGCUGAAAACGGUCAUGAUUCACUGAUUUUCACAGGCUAGACACUUGUGCCACUCUAUCAUGUAUGUGGGUUUCAAGGCUUAGAUCAAUGCAGGUAUCGCUCUGUGGUACCUCCUACAAAAGUACAUCAUUUACUUCCAACUCAGCCUAGUGUGAACUUCACCUGGAGCUUGCACUCUGGAAUCCAGAGGUUCUGGCAGAGUAGCCUGUUUUAAAGGUUCUGUUACAUUGUGUAAAUAGAAAACUACACAUGCCACUGCUGUCAGGCCCACAUUAGUAGAAGUGUCAACAUAUACAAUAGAACUCAAUGUCCUAGAACUUCCCUUCUGAUUUCAUAACCAGUUUCAUAUCUGCAUUGGAAUGUACCCCGCAAGCUCUCUAGACCUGAACAAACAGACAUUGAACAGUUAGUUCUCAGGCCUCCUGAUUAGGUUUGUUUUUCAAAACCUGUCGUUUGCUAACAUUGAUUUGGAAAAACCUAGUUCAGUAUUGCGUCACUGGAAGAGCAUGCUGUUUAUAUGUACAUAGAGUAUUAUGUGUCCUAGAGAAAUAUAAAGUUGAAAAUGAAUGCCAGCGACACUGUAUCUUCUGUGAGGGUUAGUGAAUAAUUUAAUCUUUAUACAUUUUAAAGUGUGCUUCAAAGAGCUUUACUUUCAUUUGAUAUUUUAUGUGUACUUGUCGGCAUUUGCACAUUUUACUUUACACGUCAUCUAUUACUGUCUAAAAACUAGCCUUUCUGUUUCAUUUAUCACUUUAUACUUUUUGUGUGUGUGUCUCGUAUAGCUUUAUUGAAGAUGGGAGACCUGUAUUAUUUUGGCAGCAGAAAGCAUCCCAGAAAUGUAGAUCUAUCUGUAAGGCACUACACACAAGCCGCCCUGCAGGGUGAAGCCCAGGUAUGUUCCUUUAACUAUUCUUUAGUUUGCAAAAUGCGUAUAGCAUUGGUAAACAGUACCCUCAACAGAUAAUAGCUGUUCAGCUGCCUGAUUAUUUUGAAUAGAAAACAAUUUAAGGAUCUGUAAAAAUAAUCUGAAUAUCCUUCAAGGAUAUGAGAGCUCAUUGUUUGCUAAUUAUAUUAAAUUUCCCAGAGCAAAAGAUUAGGAAAUGUGUAUAUGUGUAUAUAUAUAUAUAUAUAUAUAUAUAUAUAUAUAUAUAUAUAUAUAUAUAUAUAUAUAUAUAUAUAUAUAUAUAUAUAUAUAUAUUUAUUUAUUUAAAAAGUCUCAUCCCUCAUUGCUAAUUAGAUGUUAAUUUUACCUAAUGUUGUGCUGUUUGAGGUUCCAUUUCCCUCAAUUUUUUAAUCUUUCUGUCAUCCAGUGAGAUCUUAGCAACCCAUACAAAUUCUGCUUAUACAGAUCUGUUUACAUAUUAGGUAUAACAUUGGUAUGGCUGUGUACAUAGAUGUUGAUUUGUGCUUUAGACCAUGGUAUUUAGUUUCUGAGCAAAGAGGAUUCACCAGGGGGCAGUAGUAAGCCAAGUACCCUGCUGUGAGUUUUUACCAAGUCUGCACUAAGCACAUGUAAACAAAAUGGCUGGCCCCAAGUAUGAUCAAAUGCAUCUUGUCUACCAUUGGCUUUACAAUUUUACAUUCACUUCACAGGUUUAAUAAAAAAGAAAAAAUUCUAAUUAGGGUUUUUAAGUUUUACAUUUUCUUUUGUUACUGGUAGGAAACAUGUAAAAUGGGGACAUUUUGCUUUCAUAACUUUUGUUAACAAAACAAUUAAUCUAUAAUAGCUGAUUUUAAAUUCCCUUUGUGCAUCUGUUUUAUAUCUGUCCUGACAAUUAUUUGCCUCCAGGGAGGAAUGAGUUCCCCAAAUAUUUUUGUACUCUCAAGCCACAUAAAAUCAAGUUCCAUUGUAUUUAGAGGAAUUUACAAAAAAAAAAAUCUUAUGCAUUUUUUAUAAACUUUGUUUUGGAAAUCUUUAAGUAUCAAUGAAGAGACAAUGUUUAGAAAGGUAAAAGAAAGUCGGUAAGUACAUACAGAUAACUGCAGGGCUAAGAGUUUUUAUUACACUGUACCACAUCACGCAUGAGAUUAACCAUCAUUAUGUCCCCCUGAGCUCAAACUGGGAAUUGUCCAUACAAAAGUAGUCGAGACACAACAAAAGCCAUCUUGGAGUUAUUCUGCGUAGUGAACUGAUUGAAUGAAUGAGUAAAAGAGAAGAAAGUGGAACAUAGCUGUCACAAUAUAUGUAAGGGAACCCAAACACACAGACUCUAAUCUGCAACAGUGUAUGUUACAAUCUGUAUUAUUGGGCCUUAGUGUGGCUUAACAUAUAAAUGGUCAGAGAGAUAGCCAAAACCAAGGGUAAGAGAAAUUAUAGAAAACGUUAGACAAGCCAAAUAUCAGGAAUACAGAGAACAGAAUAAACUGUAAUGAAGCCAAGGUCAGUAACAGGAGAUCAUAAAUAUCACAAAAGCACUAUUUGGCUAAACAAGAGCCACAUAAGGGCUAUUGGGAUGAGAAAGGCCGGGUUUUAAAUACCCGUGGCUCUGUUAGGAUUGGACCAUUUCAAAGAUGAGCGCCAUAAGGUGUGAGGCUGGUGGAUUGCCGAUUUUUCCUCAUUUGUGUGCGUCGAAUAGUCGUUUUGGGGCACUCCAUUCAGACAUGGGUUCCAUUGUGUGUUUUCACAUCAAUAAUAAUUUCACACCCCAAGAAAUUGUACAAAAUAUUGAACUUAUGUUUAGGCGUCUGUUUAUUAUUCAGUUGGUAGCAUUCCUUGAUUUGUUUGUUUGAACAAUCAGUCUCAGGAAUUAUAUAAUCAGUAAAGUUUCCCAGUUCAUAUUUGUAACUUCAUUAUUUUUUUAAAAUUUCUUUUAGGGAUAUUAUAAUUUAGCACAGCUUCUUCAAGAAGGGAUUUCUAUACCUGAACGCUUUUUACAGUAUUUGGAGAUUGACCAGUCUUUUUAUGGAAAUAAUGAAUCUCUUGUGAUGGAAUUGUAUGAAAGGUAGAUAUUAACAAUUAUUAUUUCUAAAAAAAUGUGUAGAUUAUAUGUUACCUAAUAAACACUACCUAACCGCUAUAGCAAUAUAUAGCUAUUGAAAGGGACAUCCGUAUUAAAAUUGUCAUAUUAAAGGGCUUCUCCAGGAAUACCUUAUGAAUACUUUGACCUGAUUCCCCUGUAAUGGGGUAAACCGACUUAGGUGUGCCACCUUAUGUGUCUGCUGGGUUCCAGGUCUGCCUUGAGCACGAGUAACACACUUCCUGCAAACUGAUCCAGAUGCCAUUCAUUUGCAGAGAGCAUCAGUUGACUGCCAGUGAAUGCAAUUAUAUGCAUGAAAAUUCUAUUCCAGAUUGGUUAAUGAUGUCCCAGUAAAACUGACAAACAUGGAGCAGCACCGGGGUUUCACAGCAAAGAGCUACACAUACAGACUCCAGGCACCAUGACCACUUCAAAUGACUGAAAUGGUCGUGGUGUUUGGAGUAACUCUAACUAUUUUCAGAAUAAACAUUAUGUUCCGAACAUUAUGAGUUAAAACAAGACAUUCUCUACAUAUUUAAUGUGCCUUCUGAAAAAUCAUGACUGUGCACGUACAAUACUUCAACUCCUAGAAUGUGCACUCAAAACCUGACGCAAUGAGAAUGACGACGAUUUACUGCGACCAUGGUAUUUUUUAGAAUGCAUGCAAUAUAACUACAUGUUUGCUAUGAAAGGGAGAUUUUAUGUCAGGCAAAAAAAGAACUUUGCAGGACUUGUGAGCAUUUCAGAUAGUUUGUCUAUCAAGCCAUACAUAGUAGGUAGGGACAUCCGCAAUUGCGUUAUAGUUAAUAACUAAACCACACUUUGCUGCUCCUAGUGUGAAAUGCACUUUUGUGCAUUCUCUCAGAUGUCUGCUGGUAAUUGAUAAAUGUUUAGUUUGCCUAAAUUAAACUGUCACUCUGAGGGCAAUAGCAACCUGGAAUUAUUGCAAAGUUGAUGCAGUGAAGAGUACCCUGCACCUGUUAUCUGAUCUAUGACUGCAGGAUUAGAAAGUCAGCCUGCACAGGUAGGAAGGCUCUCCGUUUCCUCCAAGGAGGGAAAACCAACCUGAAACAGGGGAACAUGUACGGUGUGCAUCUUUGACAAUCACUAAACAGUUAGCUGUGCUGUGUGUACACUGAUAGCAGCCACAGUGUGACUGUUAUCAGUUUAGAAAUCAUUUCUAUUCAUCCCAUGUGAAGAGUGGAUCUCGAGCUUGGCCAUAAACUGCUUAUCCUAUGAUCCCUGUGCACAGAAGUUUAUGGGAAUCCACCCCAUACACUAGAAUGAGAGGCUACUGAAUGGUGGUGAGGAGAAUCUGUACUCAGUGUCCGUACGCUUUGCAGCUUCUGAUCAAAUAAAGUAUGAAUUUUUUUUUUUUAAACAGACGAAAGUAUAGGAUAACUAACGGCUCCUUACCCAACACUAAAAACAGUAGUUUUAAGGUGAAGCUGGCUAUCCUAAGCACCUAUAUGAGCCUCCAGGGGUCUCUCAGGGCUUAACCCUAUAAUAAACUAUAAAAGACAGAAAAAUGGGUGUAUACAGAGACUCUCAUCAGAAAAAGAAAGAGAAUCACUAUAUUACCUGGAUAUAUCUGUAGUCUUAAAGGACCACUAUAGGCACCCAGACCACUUCAGCUUAAUGAGAAGAGGGAGGAGAGGAGGAGGAGAACUCCCCGCCCGGCACUGGAGAAAGAGGUAAGUUUAACCCCUUCCUCUCCCCAGGGCCCGGCAGGAGGGGGACCCUGAGGGUGGGGGCACGAGUAUGUUUUCCUGGCACUCUAGUGGUCCUUUAAGGGUAAUGGUAGAAUGCAGUAAUAAGGAUAAAGUACACCAACAAAAAAACUAAUGAAUAACCACCUAAUAAAAUGAACUCCUAUGUCUGCAAAUAUGUAUCAGCUCAGAGUCUGUCUAAAUAGAGUAAAAAUCAAUGUAAUAAAAUGAGCUUUAAUACAUUGGCUCAAAAAUAGAGACUUCUAGACCCCCAAUAAACUGCAGUCAGCUACAUAAAUACCAGAUCAUCCCAGAGACAGAUAUAGGCUAUAUGAUAGGUGGUAUAGUCUCUGCCCCAACUGAGGGAACAGAAAAAGGAUUGUGUUCCCUAGAUGCAGGCAAGAUAGCCAAAUACUGCCCAAUUACCAAAAACAUAUAUGAAUACAAUUGGAGGUAUUGUCAGAUCUCGCCAAUAGAAAAUACAUAUAUGUAUACCAAUGUCGUUAACAUAAACCUGGGAGACAGGUACUAGCCAAGUAUAAAGUAUGGAGGAGGAUAGUAAUGAAAAGUCUUAUGCCAGGCAAAAAUUGAACUGGCAAUAGUUAAAGGACCACUAUAGGCACCCAGACCACUUCAGCUUAAUGAAGUGGUCUGAGUGCCAGGUCCAGCUAGGGUUAACCCUUUUUGCAGUAAACAUAGCAGAGAAACUGUUAUGUUUACUUUAGGGUUAAUCUAGCCUCUAGUGGCUGUCUUAUUGACAGCCGCUAGAGGCGCUUCCGCGCAUCUCACUGUGAUUUUCACAGUGAGAAGACCCCAGCGUCCAUAGGAAAGCAUUGAGAAUGCUUUCCUAUGGACUGGCUGAAUGCGCGCGCGGCUCUUGCCUCGCAUGCGCAUUCAGCCGAUGACGGAAGAAGAGGGAGGAGAGUACCAGCACCGAGGGAGCCCGGCGCUGGAAAAAAGGUAAGGGAUUAACCCCUUCCUCCCCCCUCAGCACCACGGGAAUGGGACCCUGAAGGUGAGGGCACCCUCAGGGCACUAUAGUGCCAGGAAAACAAAUAUUUUCCUGGCACUAUAGUGGUCCUUUAACUUGCAAAGCCUCUCUCCCUGCAAAACUGGCAAGAUAGGCAUAGGAGGAAUAAAUAAUAAGAGUUGCAUAUUAUUAGUCAAAACGUACUUAAAAGUGUGCAGUGCCCAUAAUCCACCCUUUCUCUGAGCUGAUACAUAUUUGCAGACAUAGGAGUUCAUUUUAUUAGGUGGUUAUUCAUUAGUUUUUUGUUGGUGUACUUUAUCUUACCAUUACACUUAAGACUAUAGAUAUAUCCAGGUAAUACAGUAAUUCUCAUUCUUUUUCUGAUGAGUCUCUGUAUACACCCAUUUUCUUUUUAUUUUACUAGAUAAAUGAAUAAAAAGUUAACCAAGGGAUAGGUCAAGGUGUCUUCUACUGGCUAGAACCAUAAGCCUGGGAAGACCUAUGACCAUAUCCCCUUGUCAAGCAGAGAGGUCACCUAGUUGUUAUUGUAGAACAGGGGAUAACCCUAAUUACUAGAAUUAGAAAACUAAAUUUUGUAAUUUUUUUGCAUAUUUGUGAUUCAUGUAAUUCAGUUUACUACCUAUAGGGAAAGUUUUUUUUCUCUACUCCAGUUGAUUGACUUAAAAAGCAGCAAUAAGGGGGUAAAGUGCACACUGUCCACUUUAAUGUGAGGGUAAUUACAUCUGCAGACCGUGUGUCUAUAUAUAGACACUCCAAUUUAGAGAACCAUAAAGUAAUUGGACAAUUGGUUGCUCAGCUUUUUGUUGGCCAGAUGUGUGUUAGAUUGUUAGUAAAUAUACACAGAAGCUUAAAUAAGUCAUAGAGGUGAUUCUAUGUUUGGUUAUGCACUGGGAGUCUUUUCUUGUGCUUCAUUUGUCUCUUAAAAAAGGGACCAAUGCUUUUGAAGCAUACCUAAGCCUCGUGUGUCCCAAUAUUCAGAAAUAUAAGCUAAGUAGAAACAGUGAUACCUAUGUCUGUCAAUGCCUUUUACUAUCCAGUUUCCUACACAAUUAUGGUUGCUAAGACAGCGCAUACAGUGUGUAUGGGAUGCUUAUUAGUACGGCACACAUGUACAGGUUCACUCACAUUUUCCGUGAUGAUUGAAUGCGCCACAGCUUCAUCUGGACAAAACAGAACUAGUUCUUCAUUGACAUAGAGCUCCAGUGUGGAGAUGCCAGUGUACCAGUUUACUAUUCUGCACUGAUUGAUUUGCAUUGCUACUAUUCUUAAUUCUCUAAUAAUGAUUUCUGCUUGUUCCUGGCUAAUCUUGUUUACUACAUGUUCUGAGACUUUGUCUGUUCCUAUGCAUCCUUCUUGCACCUACCAAUGACUUUGUAUUAUCCAUAUCUGUCUGCCAGGGUAGGUGUCUGCACAAUGUCAGGUGAUGUCCAUGGAUUUGAGAUUCUGGGCAGUCAUCCAACCAAGUACUGGACAUAACAACUUUGUAUAAGAUUAUCUUAAUUUGUCCAAUUACUUCUGAUCUCCUACAAUUGAGGGACUAUGUGUAUAAAAUGCUGUAAUUUCUUCAUAAAUCACAGUUCGUGGAUGUAUUUUACCUUCUCAGGCAUUGUUUAUCUUCUCCAGUGCACUGGAGCAAAGAAAAAAACACCACAACAACAUGUCUUACUGUCCACAUAAGUAUUGGACUGUAUAGGAGUAUAUGUGGAGAUGGACCUCUCCUUAAUUAAUAUUGUUUUUCGUAUACUGUGUGCAUUACACUCACAGAGAGAAAAUAAAUGGAGUGCGCUCCAGCUAUGGAUUCAAUGUUCACUUUGUGGUAUUUUUUUUUUUAUAUUACUCAGGUGCCAGAGUCACAGUAAUGAGGAAGUGAUAAGCCCAUGUUCAUUGGUGUUACUUUAUCAACACGUUACUGCUGCAUGGAAACUGAUCCUACACUCAGCCAUGGUAUGUUACGUGAUUGCAAAUUAUAUGCUACAAUGACAUUGUGUUACUGGAAAUUCCGUUUUAUAUGGUGUAUGCUAGCCAAAUUCAUAGUAAAUGUAUAGAUUAAAAGUAUGUAUGAAACAACAUUCUGUGGGCACCAUCCCUGAUUUUUUGCUGUACCCCCCUCUUCCAGUUUCUUUCUCUCACUCACAUUGCCUUGCAUUGUUAAAAUACAUGACAUUUACCAGUACUAAUAUACCAUUUUACAUUAGGUUGUCGCUAGUUUCUAUGUUUGUUCUAGGGAGUACAUGCUAGAGUAGCCUUCUUUCAUUGGCCCUUUAAAAAUAAAAGUCCUUGACCUUGCUGGUCUCUUUGAUUCAUAUUUAUGUCUUUAUAUGUAUUUUUAUCUUUGUAUAUGAUGUAUUAAAUAUACACUAUACACUGAUCAGCCACAACAUUAAAACUACUGACCUUUGACGUGAAAAACAUUUGAUUAUAACGUUAAUAUCAUGUGUUGGAAUCAGAGAAAAGAGCCCAGUGGCUUUGACAAGUGCCAAAUAGUGAUGGUAGAUGACUGGGUCAGAGGAUCUCCAAAACAGCAAGUCUUGUUGGGUUUUCCCAGUGUGAAGUGGUUAGUACCUACCAGAAGUGGUGGAAGAAAGGACAACUUGUGAAUCAGUGUCAGGGUUAUGGGCCCAUUCAGACUUAUUGAUGCACAUGGGGAGCAAAGGCUAGCUCAUGGUCCGAUCACAUAAAUUAAUUACAGUAGCUCAAAGUGGUUAAAAAAAAAGUAAUGCUGGCCAUGAUGUUAAAACACACAGUGCAGCACAGUUUGAUGCGUAUGGUGCUGCAGAACCACAGACUUGUCAGAGUGCCUUCAACGGGGACGUGAGUGUAAAAGCUGGACCAUGGAGCAAUGGAAGAAGGUUGCCUGGUCUGAUGAAUCAUCUUUUAUUUUAGAUCAGGUCGAUGGCUGUGGGCAUCAUUUACCUGGGGAAGAGAUGGCAGCAGGAUGCACUAUGGGAAAAAGGCAGGCUGGUGGAAGCAGUGUUAUGCUCUGGCCAGUUAUGUUCAGCUGGGAAACCUUGUGUACUGGCAUUCAUGUGGAUGUAACUUUGACACAUAACACCUACCUAGAGGUUACUGCAGACCAUGUACACGCCUUCAUGGCAAUGCUGUUCCCUGUUGGCAGUGGCUUCUUUCAGAAGUAUAAUGCACCCGGCCACACUGCAAAAAUUGUUUAUGAAUGGUUUGAGGAACAUGACAAAUUACAAUAUGGUGCUUUGGCCAGAUCUCAAUUUGAUUGGGAUUUGUUGGAACAGCAAAUCCAAUCCAUGGAGGCCCCCACCUCGCAACUCGUAGGCCUUAAAUGAUCUUGGUAGCCAGGUACUUGUGGUCUUGUGGUGUCCAUGCUUUGAAGCAUCAGAGCUGUUUUGGCACCACAAGCGGGACCUACAAGGUAUCAGGCAGUUGGUUUUAAUGUUGUGUUCUGAUCAGUGUAAUAUGUACUUGUAUAUAAAGAUAUGCUUUGUGUAUACUGUAUGUAUUCUGUGUUACAAUGUAUCCUCUUAAAAGUAUCUAUGAAUGACAUCUGAUUUAAAGACUCACUUGUAAUGCCUUUCAAGAAGAAAAUGUUUCUAAUGAAGUUACUUAAAUAUAUAAGUAUAAUUUUUUUCAGCAAGUUUCUUGAUGGUGUCAGUCAUUGCUGUGUAAAUAAAAUUCAUCUUAUUUUUUAUUUUUCAUUAGAUCUAUGUGUUGGGUUCUUUUAUUCUCUCCCUGGCAGUUACAGUCUUUGUGCGAUGUAUUCAUGUUGGACAAGGUAAGAACAAUCAAAAUAAAAAAAAAACUAUUAUGUAAGAUCUUAUAGCAAAGAUUGUGUAACCUGAUAAUGAGUAAACUAACAUUAAAUGUCUGUCAGGUCUAGGACUGAAUCCUCAGAUUUUUUUUUUGUGUCAUCUUUUGUUUGUGAUCUUUGUGUGGGUGCUCUGUAGAGGUCCUUUGACAGCUCCAGGCCAUUAAUAGAAAUAUACACUGCUCAAAAGGGAACACAAAAAUAACACAUCCUAGAUCUGAAUGAAUUAAAUAUUCUUCUGAAAUACUUUGUUCUUUACAUAGUUGAAUGUGCUGACAACAAAAUCACACAAAAAUAAAAAAAUGGAAAUUACAUUUUUCAACCCAUGGAGGUCUGGAUUUGGAGUCACACUUAAAAUUAAAGUGGAAAAACACACUACAGGCUGAUCCAACUUUGAUGUAAUGUCCUUAAAACAAGUCAAAAUGAGGCUCAGUAGUGUGUGUGGCCUCCACGUGCCUGUAUUACCUCCCUACAACGCCUGUGCAUGCUCCUGAUGAGGUGGCGGAUGGUCUCCUGAGGGAUCUCCUCCCAGACCUGGAUUAAAGCAUCUGCCAACUCCUGGACAGUCUGUGGUGCAACGUGACAUUGGUGGAUGGAGAGAGACAUGAUGUGCUCAAUUGGAUUUAGGUCUGGGGAAUGGGCGGGCCAGUCCAUAGCAUAAAUGCCAUCGUCUUGCAGGAACUGCUGACACACUCCAGCCACAUGAGGUCUAGCAUUGUCUUGCAUUAGGAGAAACCCAGGGCCAACCGCACGAGCAUAUGGUCUCACAAGGGGUCUGAGGAUCUCAUCUCCGUACCUAAUGGCAGUUAGGCUAUCUCUGGCGAGCACAUGGAGGGCUGUGCGGCCCCCCCAAAGAAAUGCUACUCCACACCAUUACUGACCCACUGCCAAACCGGUCAUGCUGGAGGAUGUUGCAGGCAGCAGAACGUUCUACACGGCGUCUCCAGACUCUGUCACAUGCUUAGUUUGAACCUGCUUUUAUCUGUGAAGAGCACAGGGCGCCAGAGGAGAAUUUGCCAAUCUUGGUGUUCUCUGGAAAAUGCCAAACGUCCUGCACGGUGUUGGGCUGUAAGCACAACCCCCACCUGUGGACGUUGGGCCCUCAUACCACCCUCAUGGAGUCUGUUUCUGACCGUUUGAGCAGACACAUGCACAUUUGUGACCUGCUGGAGGUCAUUUUGCAGGGCUCUGGCAGUGCUCCUCCUGUUCCUCCUUGCUCAAAGGCGGAGGUAGCGCUCCUGCUGCUGGGUUGUUGCCCUCCUACGGCCUCCUCCACAUCUCCUGAUGUACUGGCCUGUCUCCAGGUAGCGCCUCCAUGUUCUGGAUACUACGCUGACAGACACAGCUCACAUUGAUGUGCCAUCCUGGAUGAGCUGCACUACCUGAGCCACUUGUGUGGGUUGUAGACUCCGUCUCAUGCUACCACUAGAGUGAAAGCAACGCCAGCAUUCAAAAGUGACCAAAACAUCAGCCAGGAAGCAUAGGAACUGAAAAGUGGUCUGUGGUCACCACCUGCAGAACCACUCCUUUAUUGGGGGUGUCUUGCUAAUUGCCUAUAAUUUCCACCUCUUGUCUAUCCCAUUUGCACAACAGCAUGUGAAAUUGUUUGUCACUCAGUGUUGCUUCCUAAGUGGACAGUUUGAUUUCACAGAAGUGUGAUUGACUUGGAGUUACAUUGUGUUGUUUAAGUGUUCCCUUUAUUUUUUUGAGCAGUGUAGAUUCCCAGUACACUACAGUAUAAACUACUUCAAGUGUACUGCCGUUUAACUAGGGCAUUUUUUUUCCAAACCUGAUAUUUACUCAGCCAUACUAAAGCUAUAUUCUUAAGAGCGGGAGAGAUAAGAAUUUCAGACCCCACCUAUAAUAUAGGAUUUUAUUUCAAGCAUAGUAAGGUCAUAGGCAUACAUUACUGUGCAAACCUACUACAAGUAAGAGCAACAAAUAAUUCUCCUUGUUAUCAAAUAUAAUAUUAAUCUAAAAAGUGUUAAAACCAAGCAGUGCUGCAUAAAAAAAUACAUUUUAAAUAAAAGUGCUGUUACCAAACUUUGUCAUUAUCCACAAUGUGUACAAAACUGCCAAGAUAUUUCUUAUAAAUUUAGGCCUAUUCUUUUUUUUAAAGCAGAUAUGAAGAUGAAUUUUGCUCUGCACGGAUAUAAAUAAUUAUUUAAAACCUUGCUCCCGCAGAUGGAAAGAUUAACAAAAUAUACUAUACUCUAUAUAUUCAUGCUAUGUGCAGAAAUAAAUAUUGAUUGUGUACAUUUGUUUGUGCAGCAAUAAAGACUGAUUACAUACACUGCCACAACAAAUGAAAUAACUGAUUGCAUAAACUGCUGUUAUUCACUAAUGUCUGCCCAUCGAUCUGCGUUAUCUUAUAGCUAAACUCAAAGCGCUUAGUUGGUGAAAUCUCCUCUUCCAUCCAGGAUUUUGCACUUAUGUUGGCACAUUAUUAACAGCCAACUACAUUUAUUUUUUUUAAUAUCCUUCCAAAUUUAUGUGUGCGUAACUUAAAGUGUUAAGCAAGAAUUACAAUUUCUGUCAGUUUUAAAACCUUAAGUAAAUUAACCUUUACAGAAAUAAAACCUUGAAUAAACAAACCUUUAUAGAAUCAACAUUUAAAUCGCACUGGUCAUGACUAUAUAAAGAUAUUAACUUGUACCUGGAUUAGCCUCACAUCUCGUGUUACAAAGAAUGCUAUAGACACACAGGGCAAGUUGCAUACUAUAGACACACAGGACAAGUUUUUGAGAGCUUAAUUGUUAAAGUUAAAAACCUUUUUCACAAAACCUCCCUGAAUAAACAACUGACAAAAUAUUUUCAUCCAACACAUUGUAAACACAAGCUUAGUUUUGCUUCAGUUAGGGGUUGAGAUCCGCCAGCUAGUAAAAAACUAAAUUUGCCACGUCGGAGAUUUCUCUCAAUGGCACCAAAAAAACUUUUACAAUUUCUUUAAAAUUUGAAAAGUGAAGUUUUUUAAAGGAUUUGCCAAAAAAUGCUCACAGCACUUACUGUGUGCUCUCUGAAAUGGAGCAUUAGCCAACAAUAGCUACUUAAAUAUUUAAGUGCAUUAUCUGCAUUGAUAGAGAUUUAAUUAUCUUUGUUGAUAUUUGUUCCUUUAUCAAUGUUGACACUAAGCAAAUGUUUUUUGGUAAAGGCUUGACAUUCACUUUGAUGAAUCAGAAGAUCCUAAGAAGAAUUGAUGUAUAUUGUUACAAGAGAUAUAUCUACACUGGUUUAAACAUAAAUAAAUAUAAACCAUCCCCUUGGUUAUGCUGGGGUAUGACCGGUGUCAUUCAGUUUGCUUUGUUAAUAGUCCCUGAGUAUAAAUGACUACAUAUUAUUUACACAACUUGGCUAUCUACAAAGGUCCUCUCGAUAAAAUAAUGUCCCUACCCUGUAUAUUUACAGCAGGGCCGUUAGCCCUCCUUCUCUGAUUUCUCUUAUGACGCGUUUUGCCCCAGUCACACAGCCAACCCCAAUCUGCUUCUUUAAAAGAUUAUGUAAAGAAGCAGAGUGGAAGCACUUAUAUUGUGUAACAAAAAGGGUAAUUCAUUAAUUAGUCCCAGAGUUCUGACCAAUGAAGAUGGAGUAAAGGCAAUCCUGUGUGCUAUAUAAUGAGAAGGGAUUAACGAAGAAUUGGAAGAAGCCCACGAAAUUGGGGCAAGAAAAUGUAGAAAAAAAAAUAACCCUUUUUUUUUUUUUGCAGAAAUGUCUGAAUCAUCUGAAAAUUCCAACAAUAUGUCUGAUGGGGAAAACAGAGGAUCUUCUGCCUUGGCACAAUCAAAUUUAGAACUUGCAGGUUUACAGAGAUGGUAUGUGCAUCGUUGGAUUCAGACCAUGGAGCAAACCUUAAGAAGACACAGAGAGUGGCUAAUGACAGCAUUGUUUGCAAGCAUUUGCAUGGUCUAUGUGUCAUUUUUAAUGCAGUCCGUGUGAGCAAAGAAAAUACGCAACACAAAUACUUUCUAACAAACCACUUUAUGAAGAUUCAGAAGUUCUGUUUUCCACAGGAGGCUCUGUCCUACAAAAACUGGCAUUUCUGGCCCUCAGGAAACAACUUUAUAUAUACAACUUUAUAUAGUUUCAUUUUAUGCAUUUCAGUGUGGUCUCUAGGCUGCAAUUCUUGUGGAAUGUUAUAUUUGUUUUGACUCUUAUUUAAUACCAGACAUUGUUGCAGGUUAAGUAAAUAUUUAAUAGGCAGAAUUGUUAAAGGACACUAAUAUGAUUAUCAAAUUUUUGAAGAAUGAUUUACAUAAUUAAACCAUCUAAUUAGGGCAAGUUAAUUUUUACCAGUUCUAUCAUGUCCUAAGGGCUUCUGGUUCUUGUUAGACCAUAAAAGAUAACACACCAAAACGCCAAGCACAGUAGAGCAAACCACUAGCACUGUAUUUAUCAUGUAAAAUGAUAGGAUACCUUUUGUAUGUGUCCUGACUAGAGUACAAAUCACCCCUCGGCCUGAAUAUCAAAGUACUCAGUGUACACUAAUUGUGUAACUAGCUAAGCUAAUAAAGUAUAUGGAACAGAAUUUACACAUGGAUAAAUUCUUCCUACGUGGGUGUUGUGAUUAUGGUUUACUGGAAUCUUAUCUCUACAUAAUCAUUUAUGAUUUAACAUAGUAAUUUAGACUGAAAAAAAGACUUAAGUCCAACAGGUUCAACAUUUCCAUUAGUGAUGUAGCAGAAAGGUUAUAGAUAAUAUUGGUCAAUUAUUUUAGCUCUAAAUAUUUUAGCUGUGCCAAAAAAAAGACAUUGUUUUAAUUUCAAGAAAGCAAAUUCCAUAUCUUUAUUGUUCAUUCUGUAAUGAUUUAGGUAAAAUCACUUUUCAUUAAGUCUUCGUGGAUGAUAUCAAUUUCUCCUUCUAUGCGAAAUUGGAAAGGACUCCCAGGGUCCCAAUCUGAUUCAAUGACCACUGUUCAGACGUUGUUUUACAUUAUCCUCUGUCGAAACUCUGAUAAGAAAUUCAAAGAUCAUUCUCUUACACAGCUUACAACUUAACCAUUUACAUGUUGCAUGCAAAUAGAAAGUUGAUGUUGUGUAUGUCAGGGCUUACCUGCGUUGGGAGUCUGGCAGGCAGAGAUAUAUGCUCACCCUUGCAAGAAAACAAUAUAGAUUCCAUCCCACAUUUCUGCAGGUCCCGGAGCAAUAACAUGUUGUUUUCAAACAAUAUUUUUAUGCCAAUACAUGGGUUAUGGUUGUAAUGGACAAAGAGCUAACAAUGGAUUACACAAUUGUAUACUUUUGGGAUUUGCAGCGUAAAAAUACAUAUUCAACACGUCGUUCUGGGAGAAUUCUGAACAUGUGAUACAUUUUUCUAAUGUUUUCUUUGAGAUGUGUAAGUGACAUGCAAGAUAUGGUAUAUAAGACAUCUACAUAUGUAUAUAUGUCUAAGAAAAAAAAUAAAUAUAUAUAUAUAUGUUAAGGCUCUGCCUGGAGUUGUGGGAGGGGCUUGAUGUUGCGUAUAAAAGGGACUCCCCCUUUCCUACCCUACUGUUAAUGGUCCGGCGAUCUGCAUUUGGACGCCGGGUCACUCCACUGCUUCCUGGGUCCUGUUCGGUCCACGAACCGUGAGACUGCCCGAAAGGGUUACUACACACACGCACACAACUGUUGCACGACUAUCAUACCUCACGUAUCGUUCAUUUGGGACUUUGUAUACAAAUUCACACCUACUUACCUCACUAUUUUAGGUGUCGUAUCCAUUUCGGUAAUUUACUAUUUUGACUGAAUACAACCGAACAAGUCGCUCUAAUUCAGCUUUUGUUUUCACACUGACCUCUAGCGGUUACCACAAUUGUGACACCAUUCGGUAGAUUUAAAUUCUGCAUUAUGUUCAUGAGGAGUUCACUUAAUUUCAACUGUUUCAGCCACUCUAAUCACGCUAUUUGUUUCAAUGUUAUACUGCCCCUUGAGGUUAUAUUUUAUGCAAACUAAGCUUGUACCAUUACAAUUUGAGAUUUCACUUUAUUUAGUAAGACUAGGAUUUCAAAUGCUUAAGUUUUGUUUCCAAUCAGUUCCCUUGACAGUACAUGUGCGUUCUUCUAUGUGUGUGCCUGACUCCUCCACAAGGUCACUUCUAAAUUUAAGCACUCACUUUUAGAAAAUGAGUGUUAACCUUGUUGUGCAAGCGACGCAGAUUCUUUAUUAUAAUGUUUAUUUAAAAUGUAGUUCUGUGUGAUGCAUGUACCCUAGUAGUCAAUUUUUGUUCAACAAUAUUUCAGGUCAAACAUGUGCUUUACUCUCAGCUGUCUCCCUGGUUAUGCUUGAAUGUUAUGUAGCAUUGUUCUCUUAUAUGGUGUAUGUAUUUCAGGUUUUGUCUGUGGAUAUAUUUCUCUGUUAAAUAGAUCAGGUUAUGGUUCUUCCCAUAGGUAGGUCAUUUAAAGGUUCUAAAGUAUUCUACAGUACUGUGCAGCUUGUAUUAACAGUCAAACAUAUAUAUAUAAAAUAUAUAUAUUUAAAUUUGUGCACACACACAAAUGGUGUUGCACUGGAGAGUUAACAGUGCAAUGCCAUUUGUACCUGCUGUGCACUCGACUUGUCCACCUGUCUACAUAUAUCCUAGAUAGAAAUAUGAUCAUUAAUAACGUUUAUUCAUUACUGAUGUAUGAAAACGUGCUAUAAGACGUUAGGUCAAGGAAUAUGUGCGGCAAUGGGUUCAUUGGGAAAACAAUAUCCCAUUCACGUGCGUACUCCUGCACGGUCUGCAGGCCAGCUUAUAGGCAUGUCUUAAAAGGCUCAUAAAAGCAACAUUUUUUUAGAGUUAUGGUGUUAUCGAUUUUCAGAGUAGCAUUUGCUAUUCGUACCUUGAAUCUAAUGUCAGUAGCUAGGUGUUUGUUAUAUACUCCUUCAGGGGUAAGACCGUUAAUAGUUCCUUAGUUUUACUGGCUUAAUAAUACGUAUCCACGUCCUUGUCAUAUCCUGGUUGAUUUUCAUUGCUUUUACUAAUCUUGUUCUUCAGCGUUCCCCCAGUCUGCUACUGUAUUAACCCCUCAAUUGUUUGCAAGGUUUAUUUUAGUCUCUUAUAUGGUUACAACAAUUACCUUAGUCAUCGUAUGGCUCAUCGUAUGGCAGAUUCCAGAUUAUCAAUAUACACGGUAUUCCUUACAUGUUAUAAGUUAGUUCAAGUUGGACCCUUAAUGGUCUUCCAGUAACUGUCACCUAAGUCUCUCCGCUCAUUACUAAUUUCGGUUCACAGGUAAGUGGUCUUUCAUUAACGCUAUAUGUUCAUCACGACAAGUUAAUUCAGUUGACCAGGUUUUACCCAGCCUCCUCACUCCUAUCGGGGCACGCACCAAAAAUACAUGUUUUCCUCUCUUUUAUAACUAUAUGUAUAGGCCAGUGGUAGUCAACCUUUUUCUUCCUACCGCCCACAAAUGCAUCUUUCUUGAUGGAAAAAUGUCCUUACCACCCACCAGUUUUCACGCAAGUGCAGAAUAUUUUUUAGAAAGGAGGGUGUUUUUAAAAAAAAUAAAUGUACGAACAUUUAUAUUUUUAUUUCUACUUAAUGCAUGUUUAUAAUGUUUUUAACGUUAUAAAAUUGAAUGAGAAAACAAUAAAGUAAAUUGAAAUUA